This is a messenger RNA of Spirometra erinaceieuropaei, 72224 nucleotides long. Lineage: Eukaryota; Metazoa; Platyhelminthes; Cestoda; Diphyllobothriidea; Diphyllobothriidae. The record is from the annotation of a GenBank genome assembly.
AUGAAUCCGCACCUCAUGGCCAAGGCUCAUUUAUCCCUGUACCUGUCUUUAGGAAGGAAAGUUCGGGAACAACAGCGACUAUUCUUUAAACGUCUUUACCUCAGCCUUGCUCCCGAGUAUUUAGACUACGUAGGACUAGACCGGAGUAUUCACGGUGGUCAUGAAUGCACCGACCAGCUAUUCACACUGCAGCACAUUGUUGAAACCCGCCAUGGCUACCAAAAAUCAACAAUCAUCCGCUUCGUUGUCUUUUUCGGGCCAUCGACUCCGUCUAUAGUGAGUCCCUGUAACUAAUAACGGAGUUAGAGGGUAGUUUCGACAAACAUCGUCAUAAUGAACAGCGACUCCUAUAAUUCAACUACCACGACCACUCCAGUUCUAGGUCUUAGCCGUUCGAUAUUCAGUCUUAAGUUCGACAGCGCUACAUUAUGUCGCCCAUUUUGUUCCAGCACGCCACUGUCUGGAUUCUCCAGAGGUCCAACUCGUUUUUUUGCCGUGUCGAAUUCGCUGACUGACUGACCUCGACUAGGCCAGCCAAAUCGUCUCGCCAACCUCAAGAUUUAAUGACCCACCGAAUCCACUGUCGCGGUUGAAUAAGGUCAGAAAUGCCAAUAAAUCUUUUUAAGGUUUGUAUCUGUCACCUUGAAGAAAGAAAGAGUUUUCACUGUGUCAGAGCAAAACUAUGGUCAAAACGACAGAGUGGAAACGGCACCGCCUGCUGAAUCAAGGUGCGGCUCACGGUUUAUUUUCAAGCCUUAAGAAAUCUUCAUGCACGCCAUCUCGUAGCGUUACCGUUAUCGGGCAUACCAAACACUAAUUCCGUCAGCUCUAAACUAUCCUGAACGCCGAGUCGUUCAAGGAAGAAUAAUAGACACCGGAGGGCCUUGAUCAACGUUGCUUGAAACCACCAUUUGCACGGAGUACCGAAGCUGGCAACUUUGUGGGCACGGUUUUCCGCUGGUCGCUAUCGAAUAUGUAAAUUUCCCCUUAGCAGGUUGGCGUUUUCGCGCACCUUACCAAACGCCUAUGGACUACGCGAGUGGCUGAGAUUCGUGCAAUAAUCGAUGUCACUGAUGACUACUCAGAGUCUUAGACGUGCUACGACAGCUCGAUGACAACUGAAAGGAAAGUGGAAAGGCGCAUUUCGUGACCCACUUGUGGUAUAAGGCACGCCUAAAAGCCUCAACCUACAGCCUUCGCAGGCAGUCGACAGGCGAUUUGUGAUUAGAAGAUCGCUAGAAGCUCCUAAUUGCCCGAGUUAAUUUCCAGACUGCGAGUCCCCUCGGGCGCCUCUCAGUAGGUCACUGUUCGAUUGUUGUGGUGAAAGAUACUGCAACUUGGAACGCAAAAUGUCCUUCGCAACCUCUGCUAUCCUUAAUUAAAAGUAUAAUGCAGAUUCUGCCUGCUCAAUACCAUAAACGAGAAAGUGUUGUUCCUAUCCUUGUCUAUAAAUUUAAAUUAGUGUAACCCGACUGAGAAAUGUGAUGAGAUCACCGGAUCUGUGGAAUUGAGGGGCUGGUGUUUUGGAGAGUUUGACCGGCUCUCCAUUAUGAAAACGGUUUGUGCAAGAAAUAGACCGGGAUUUUAAAUAAACGGCCGAAUUAUUUGGCCUUGAGUCAAUCUAUCUUUUUCCUCUUUUACUACCUUGACCUUCUAAGCGUUGUCUGUGAAUGUCGGUGGCCUCCUGCGUUGUAGGUCGUCAUCUAAAUAGGUUUCGGUUGCACCUAUGCCCCUCUUUCGAGUGAAUUAGUCGACAGGCUAUGCUGUUUUGGUAUUUUUAUGCUCUUAUGUAACCUUCUUGUCCUGGUCAUGGCGUAUGCAGUGACGCAGAACUUCAUAGGCCGCAGGAGGGUCUGGAUGCCUGUUGAUGGAUUUGGCAUCUGAGUACCAAGCCUUAAAUGUGGGGCGUCAUAAUCCCUAGCUGUCCCCGACUAAGACGACUGCUCCUUGGACGUCAAAACUGUGGCCAGUUUCUCCGAUGUGAGUCGCAAGCUGUGAGUUCGGGUCUAGUCUCCGAGUUGCCAAUUUGUGCUCGCGUAGGCGGGUCCGUCUGGUUGUCACUUGCACGCCAACCACGCCGCACAUAGACUACAAUACCUUCUGGGGAUGCUUAAUUCUCACUUAUGUCGCUCUGUAUGCAGCUGGACGUUGUCGAAUGGCUUUCUUGCCGUUCUCAUCAUUGAGCAAUGCUCAGUUCAACUAUCGGAUUCAUUCCCUGACGGUUGACGAAGCACGGCAAAUUGUUCAGUGCGACAAGAACGAGAGGGUUUAGUUAUCCUUCAUCAGAAUGAUCAUGCCUAGAAGAUGGAAAAGGAGCUCUCCUGGCAUCCACUCUCGUAUCCAAAUUGCAUAUUCGAUUUUGUACUUUAUCUCCUACGGGUUCGUAUACUCACAUGCGUGACAUUUGAAGUCUGAGCGAUAAUUGCAUUGCUCACAGACCUUUAGUGACGAAGGUAGAGUGGAAAAAGGAAUGAAGACCAGGAUACUUUUGAUGCUAUAAUCGAUUUUUUCGUAUGAAAAGUCACUAUACGUAACUGUACGGAUUAUUGUAAGGUGAUACCAUACUAGUAGAUACCAUACACUUGUGUUUUGCCGAUAUUCUGCGCUACAUGGCGCAGCUGCGAGGGGUUCGGCUCGUCAGUGGGUCCCCCAGCAUUUCCCGUCUGUUUUCUGGUAGAUACUCCAAUUGAGAAAUUGUUGCUAACGCGUCGGACCCCUCGCAGCUGCUCCAUUCAGCGACAGAAUAUCGACAAAAGACGCGUGUAUGGACUUUCGGCUAGUACCUGUGCUAUUAGUAUGGUAUCACCUUACCUUAAAGUGUAUAAAUAGCUGCCUGUCAGCAGUUAAUGAAUAUUACGCGGUUAUUCGCUGUGGCUGAUGGAUAUCGGUCCAAAUAUUCAUCAAUAAAAUUCUCGGUCUGGGCCUAUAGACCUUGAAUAAACCGAUCUACAUAAAUUUCCUAGUUACGUUCUGAGGGAAUUAAAAGGCGACAAUGCACUGAUUAAGUCUAUCUAUCUCCGACAUUUUCUGUCAUAAAUUGCGGACCUGUUAAUAACGCAUUCGCACUUGUCCCACCUUUAUUUUCUAGGGGUGAAUCGUGACUGCCUUGUUAAAUCCUGGAUUACUGAACACGUUCUCCCCCCAUACCAUCCUCUGUGUCAAUAAAGUGUCGCAAAACAACUUACGCUCGCCCCUUUGACUUUAGGAUUGUUACCCUCUUCAAACUGUCAACUGUGCGACGAAUGAUUAAUAGUAAUUCUGUUUUUGGACCUUACUAUGACUGCAUAAAAGUUUUUAUUAUUCUAAAUGCUCCGUUGAGGCCUUUAAGUACUCUCUAUCAGCGCAGGCAAAGACGGAACCACCUAAGUAGGAUUCCACUGCAAAUUGUAUUCCGGCGAGUUAAAUGUCACUACGUCCGCCCCAGAGGAUGGUGUAAUUUGGGCUUGGUUUCCGGCUAUCACAGAAAGUGCUGUAAGAAUGAAUCCAACGCACCGGCUUAGCGUACGCUGUGGUAUUCGUGUUUGGAGCCACCAAAACACCUCUUAUAAUAGUCCUUAUUGAACACGGGAUAUAAAUUUGGAGUUAAUUGUGCUCAUCUUAUGUCUAUACGGAUUUCAUUGGCUGCGCCAUUCGCCUCCGUCAGUCGAAAAGCCUCUUAAUUGUGGCUUUGUUCUCCUGUCAGUGGCAUUCGUUAGGUAUUCCUCCCUGGGGACUUACUGCUAUCACGCACACACAGCAACCGUCUUUAUUUGUCUUCCAUCUGGUCCUCGUCCGCCCAAAUUGAAUGGUCUUCAUCAAAUUGGCUUUUUCCCUUGCGCUCAACACGGCCAGCUUUCCCCGAUUUCAUGCUAUUUCUUUUUUGGACACAAAAAUCAUUUUGCCUAGUUGCCUGGUUUCACUGAAACCAACUAGCUUCCUCCCCGCACGCGCAUUCAAAGGGAUAUUAUUAAAAUUUAUAGAUGCUCCGAAAAUGUUUUGUACGACCUUACGAAGCCCCUGGUAGGAGGCUGUAUUGACACUUGUAGAAAAGUCUAAAAAUUCCCAUAAUUUAUGCUGUCGACUGCAAAUAAACCUAAAACGCCCAUAGGACGUGAACUUUCUGCUCGUAAUUUAAGAGGAAACGACGCUUACUGCACGAAAAAGCGUUAAAUGUCAGCAGAAACGCGAACGACUAGCCAGCGGGAAAUUGUGGAGACGAAGACUGCUUUUUUUCUGUCUGUAGGGCUUGUUCUCCACUCCCAGCAUCUGGUUUGUAGAAAGGGCUGUUUUUUUUCAAAAAGAGUGUCUAAUUGGAACCUCUUGUGUUUCUACGUCUAAGGAGCAUGCCCUCAGUUUUUGUAGCCGGCGAAAUCAGCUAUGAAAGCAGUUUACGCGAAUGCGAUUGAUGCAUACGACUAGCGGGUUUUAAAAUUAGUCAGAUUCUCACGAGAAUUCAUUUAAAAUUUGUUACUCGGUAGCUCACUUUUUUGCAGGGCAAAUUUUAUUUUCCGAAGUUCGUGUUUCACCCAACCCUUACCAAACUUUGGCUUCAUUGGUCACGUUAGCCUGUGUAUGCAAUACGAUAACUUUAUUCUAGGUAUUUUCAAAAUGUCUCUCUCACUUUAGGACAUUUUCCGUAGGUCCUUGGAUUAUUUGGGCAGUCUCUGCAUACUACUAUGUUGCUUCCAAAGUGCUUUCGCUAAAUCAGCUCUAGAUGUAUGAAUGACCACGUCUUAUUGGAUUGAGAAGAUCGUGGUGGUACGCUUAGGUGUGAGUUUUUGUCGUACUGGCCACUUGCACCAUCUCCCGUCUACGGUCUUUUUGACUCUGUCUUUACAUCAGGCCCGGAUGGGGGAGAAUGAGAGACUGCUAUCACUCUGAACUAAUUUACCCCGUUCCAGCUCUCAUCUUCUUAAGUCAGUUUAAGUCAUUUUAUUAAGGGAAUGAGGCUUUCGCUCUUGAGCUCCCUAUUCAUAUCGAUAAACAGAAAUAAAGUCAUCAAUUACAUCAGCAAAUGCGGAAAGUUAAAAAUUUAGCGGUAAGUGUGAACCAGGCGCAAUCUGCCACCGCUAAAACAAUCUUUAUUGUAUGUACAGUAGCUUCUCAACAAAUGAGCAUCUAGUCUACAUUUGAAGGAAUCGAUACAUUCGGAAAGAACCACUACAUCAGGGAGUCCGUUCCAUGCCCCAAUGACCCUGUGAGAGAAAGCGUUCCGUCGGACGUCCGAAUGGGCCAGCUUCCUCUGCAGCUUGAAGGAAUGACCAAGCAGGCGGUCAGUCCCAGCCAAUUCGAAGAAUUCAUCAAAGUCUAGGGCACACUCACGACCUCUGACUAUCCUGUAGGUUUGAAUGAGAUCACCGCGCAGUUGCCUGUAAUUUAGAGGAAACAGAUUUAGUUCGGUCAGCCUGGUUUCGUAAGGCAGAUGAUUAAGAUUCUUGACCAUUUUCGUAGCCAUCCCCUGUACCCUUUCCAGUCGUUGAUAAUCUUUCUUCAACCACGGUCGCCAGACCUGGACUGCGUACUUUAAGUGAGACCGGACGAAUGCCCCAUAGGUUUUCCCGAAUAGCUCUUUAUCGAUCUGCACAAAUCCUCGCCUCAGCGCAAAUAACAUCCUUAUCGCACUUUUGGUUGCCCUUGUUGACAUCGUCGGCAACGACGGUCAAACUAGGUAAGGGUGGUUAGGGAGGGUAUUCUUGACGUCAAUAGACCUGGCAUCCGACGUACGAAACUCCUACCAUCCUUAUAUGACAUAUACUCGGGUACCGACAAUGAGCUCUUCAGAGAGUUUUAUGUUGUUUUAUGUCUAGAGUAGUGCUAGGACUUAGUUUCAUGUCUACGGAAUAUCUCAAAGUAAGUUUCAAUACCAUAAAUUACCAUCCACUGUAUUUGACCAGGGGUAUUUAGUUGGUAAAUUGAUGUCUGAUUUGCAGUCCUUCGACACAAUGGUAACAGGCGCGAUAUAACCCGCAAAAACCUGCUGCCCAGUUUUAAGUAAAGUUUAAAUGCUAUCACGAGCACUAAGAAACGACUGCAGGUAGUCGCACCAAGGACAUCCAGACAGGUUACACAUACUAUUAAUAAGAAUGGGAGUAGUUACUCGUGGUGACUGCGGAGGAACUAAUCCUAGGCGCUUAUAUGGCAAGUGCCAUGAGAAGCGACUACAGAGUUCGGGCAGAUGUACGUGCUAUCGAUCAACAACUAGAGCUCUCUGACCGUUUAAAGCAGUGCUUAUUAAAUGGGCUGCCAAUACAGCGUAUCGUCUUCUAUUUAUCUUUGAAUGCUUAUUGGUCGUUCACACAGCAGGCUGCGUCUGAUGUCCCCAGCAUGUUCCCAGUUCUCUCCUUUUAUGUUUACUUACUGUCGUGUCUUUUAAAUCUAAAGCGCUAAUUUUUUUUGUGGUACCGCUUUGUGUGAGUUUGACUCGAUCACUGGAGCCAGGAGAUUCGUCUGCCUAACGCUACCUAAUUCAUGCUCAAGUUCUACAUCGGGCGUGGCAGAAGACAGCCCGUCAAUACACAGAGGACGCAGCACUUGUCAUACUAUGUCAUACGCAGACAGUGUAUAUAAGCGAAGCGAUAAGAAUCUUGUCCGCCGCGUUCCUGUCGGUAAUUGCACGAUUUUCAUCAUCGGUGUCAGUGAAUGACAUCACAUCAAUAGGAGUAAUGUUCACUCGCGCACUGUCCAUGUUUUAUUGAUCGUCUUACUCGGAAAAAUCCUUAUCGCUGGAUAGAGAGGAUUAAUCCACGACAUCUGCUCACGGAAUGCGGGCAGAUGAAUCAUGAUUCGAACAACUGACAAGCCCGCCUUACGAACACAUAGGUUAGGAAAUCCCAGUCCAGAGACAAAUUCAUUGUUAUCGUGUCUUUUUUCUGAAUUUGCCGGAUCUAGGACACAUGCCGUGGAGUCCGGUUUCCCGGUCAACCUAAAUGGCACAAGAAGGUUGCAUCCGGUCAGUGCGCAAUCUAAACUCUAAGUGGCGCGCGAGAAGGCGUCUUACAACUUCCUAGACGUGCCUAGCAUACUAGAAGCUUCGUCAAAUUAGGUUUUAGCGCUGUUUGGUUUCCCGAUUCCUCUUCGUAAUUGCCGGUUGAUAUAGUGGCACGUAUAGCCGAAACCUCUUAAAAGAUUUCGGACCAUGAAAGGCAACUUGGUUUGUGGAUUUCUUGUUCGCCAUGUAAGAAUUAGGGGAGUACUAAGUGUCUGGUCUUAGCCUGCGUCCACCGUCAUCUUCGGUCUACUUGAAAUCACCUUUCACUUCCUCGUAUUUGAGCUGCUUUCUUGUGAAAGUCCACCGUAAUGAGAUACAUCCAUACUGAUGAUGGAUUCGAGUAGGAAUCCGAAACAUCAGGCUAAUAAAGCUCUUGUCCCGGCAAUCGUGUCUCCUUCUUCAACACAUCCAUAUUAACAAUAAGAACGUGCUAAAACACGAAAAAGGGCUGGUGAAGCAUAAGAAUUGGAGUCCCUGCUCCCAAAAAAACUUGUUUUGCGCAAAAUUCCCGUAUUCUAACCCCAGUCAUAACACUAAUCGUAAUACCAAUCGUCAUCUCCAUGGGAACUAGCGCAGCACCCCGAAAAACGGAGUUCUUCCUCCAAUCUUUCCGAAACGUUUGGAAAGAAAUCAUUAGGCGCACUUCAAUAUACAUGAGGGACAUAUAUACGCGGCAGCAAAAGUCAAGCGCCGUGCUUUUCACAGAUUGCAACGCGUCAGGAGAGGGUAGAGACUCAAGCAUUUCAACUGCUGUUGCUUGCCUGUCUUUCAGAAAUAAGUAGGGUGGGGAUUGUUGUCACUAGUCUCCUACGAGCUAACCCUGUCCAUCAAGGUGAAGAGCUUGCUCUCAUGUGUUACCGGUCAAUUGCCUGUCAAUGGCUCUGCUCUGAUAAUCGACUAUGGCACCCAACAACUCAGAAUCGCGUUUAUUUCACACCGAAAAUAAAUAUAAAAGAGAUCUCAUUUGAGUGUAGAAUUUGCCUCUUGGAAGUAAUAUAACAUAGUGUAUCCCCUAGUAAGCGCGCAUACUAUUCACUAGAUUAUAUCCUUAAGUGUUUCCAAUGUCAUAUGUAAUAGUGAACUUGCUAAACAUGCCUGCGCAUUCACACGUCUAGUUGCGUAUUUAUGGACACCUACCAAGCUGUUAGGCUUUCUAGGUGUGCACUCUAAGAAUAUUCGUCGAACAGUAGGUUGUCGUUUCCAUACACGUGAAUGUCAUCGUUUUUCUUGGCCUAUAUCUUAACACCCAAAGUCUAGAUGAUUUUUUCCCGCAGUCACUAGUCCUGGCGAGAAAUUGUGGAAAAGGGAUUGCGCUUUACUCGCUUGUGCACGUUCAUUGUUCGAUCAAAGGUUUAUUUAUUUCCAGGACUUCGAUUUCCAAAACCAUCUGGACAGGAUGUGCUGCCCCUGCAAGGAGAUUCUAAAAUUUGUCAUCAUCUUCGUCAACACACUUCUCGGCGUAAGUUGAUCACGUUCACCUACCUUACCUAUUAUUGCCGGAGAUAUAUGCCAAUAAGUAAUACAGCCAGGGACAAGAGAGAUUGGGAUGUACAUGCCAAUUAUCCGCAUGUACCACUGCUCGCUAAGUGAGUGACCUAUCUAAUGAAAUGUUGACUGAAAUUCUGAAACGUGUUUUUGAUUAGGAAGGAUUACUUAGGCGCGGUUGUAAUAAUAACUAUCUUGCGGCAUAAUCGUAUAGUAUUUCGGAUUUGGCAGGAUGUCGGCUUUUAAACACACUGCUUCUUAAUCUCUUGUAAAGAACGUACUCGGUAAAAAAUGACUACUUAAGUAGCAUGCAUUUUUCUCAUUGAUUUUCGGUGGCCUUGCAGAUUCAAAUAUAUCUUAUAGAAACCAUAAACAAAAAUGCGCUUUCUUUCAGACAAUUAAUAGAGAAUUACGUCUUUUUAUAUUUUUUAUUCAAGCAAGGAGUUUAAUUGGGUUUUAAAAAAUUGUCCAAUUCCCGAAUAUCUAUGAGCCAGAUCUGCCAUUGCAUUAGUGUUUAGCGAUUUCAGUUUACAAGGUGCAUGCUUUCUACGUUAGGAAAAUCACAUAUUUCUCUAUGCGUUUAGGAAGAUACCAUAUAGAGUUUAUAAAAUUUUGCAACGGAUCCGGACUAUGUUGUACAUUUCACGAGGAGCUGUCAUAAACGGCCAGGCACGAUGCUAUGUGAAUGGAUAUUGCGCGGUCUAAAAAAUUCCCAUAAUUAGAAACUUUUUUACCACCUAAUUAUACUCCUAUCUUGAAUAAAAAACAUAAAGAAGACGUAAUUCUCUAUUAACUGUCUGAAAGAAAGCGCAUUUUUGUUUAUGGUUUCUAUAAGAUAUAUUUGAAUCUGCAAGGCCACCGAAAAUCAAUGAGAAAAAUGCAUGCUACUUAAGUAGUCAUUUUUUACCGAGUACGUUCUUUACAAGAGAUUAAAAAGCAGUGUGUUUAAAAGCCGACAUCCUGCCGAGUCCGAAAUACUAUACGAUUAUGUCGCAAGAUAGUUAUUAUUACAACCGCGCCUAAGUAAUCCUUCCUAAUCGAAAACGCGUUUCAGAAUUUCAUUCAACAUUUCAUGAGGUAGGUCACUCUCUGUAUAUCAUCCUUGAAUACAUAUUAUAUCAGCUAUUCUAUAUAUACAUAUAUAUGCAGCAUGUUAUUAACGACAAAGACAAGAUAGACAGUAAUGGCCAUUUCUGACUUAUUAACCGUCGUUAGCCAGUCAUACCCAGCCCCGAAGUGUCGAACACCUGGAGCUCGAACUCGCAACCUGUUAGGUAGACGUCUAACGCCUCUAGCCACUGACCCACGGGCUCACUGUCUUGGCGGUUGCGAUUGCAGAUAUACAAUGGCAUAGGGGGUGCUCACCGACCAUGGUACGGAACUUCACUCGUUCUGUUGUGCCUUAUGGACUCUCUCUCUCAAGCCCAACCAGCAGCCACACAGCGGCGCAUGAUAUUGGCAGAAUGAUAUUACGGACAAAGACAAGGGAGACUGGAAUGGCCAUUUCUGGCUUAUUAACCGUCGUCAGCCAGUCAUACCCAACCCCGAGAUAUGCAGCCCUCAUAAGGGUGAAUUUAUUGACCUAUUGCAAUCUUGAUAGGUCUCAUAAGACAGCCAAAAAGACGAUAUUUGAGUAAGUGUUGUUUGGAGUCCAUACUAUAGACUCCCUUUAAUCCGCAGCACAUCCCUACCUGAAGUCCCACAUUUAGCGACGAGGUAAUUAUUUGCACAGAAUCGCGCAUCAAGUGCAUCCCUCCAUAUUCAUCUCUGGUUAGUUCUACCUUGUUUUCUUUUGCAUAAAUAAACGUAAACAUUCCAUGCAACUCAAACGGCUUCUUUUGUGAUAGAGGCCAAAGUCAUGCGAUUUGGAUGUCGCUGGAUAUGAAAAGCAGCAUGCAGUGAUAAAAUAAUGGGCUUUAAAGUUCACAAGACCUCACUUAAGUAGUUGUUUCCCUCUAAAAGCACAUUUAAGACACUCAGUUAUUGUCUCAUACGUUCUGAUGCUUGAUGUAAAUUCCGAUCAGUUAGCCACAACCAAAAAAGAAGAAGAAUAUGAAUCGCAUCCGCAGCACUAGCGCUUACUUAUCUUCGACGAAUAUUCGUAACUGCGUAGGGCCCUUCUCGUGCCCUUCAGCCUGCAAACUUGUUUGCUCGAGGUGUGGCCGCGUUUAUUCUAUAUUUACCCCGCGUCCCUCGUUGCCUUUUGCCAUCGGAGUCGCGUCCGGAGGCUGUAAAUGCCUAUGGCACAGGACGCUUGAAGUACUCUGUCGAAUAACAACGCCCUCCCCUGUCCUACUACCUCGUCACAGUGCCUUGCUGUUCGGGUGGCGGCACAAACCCCCGUCACGUGACUGGCCUCGGGGAGGCCGUCACUUGCUCGGCCUGCCAGGCGUUAUUAGUGGGGGUGUGGACUUUGUUCCGUUGCUUGUAUGUCUCUCUGCGGCGGUUUGUACGUGUACGCGUGCGUGCGUGCGGUUGUUCACACGAGUAGCUGUCAGGACCCAGGCAUUCACGUGGACGUGUUCGACCACCGUCGUCCGGCUAACAACCAUACGUUCGGUCUCCGCUAGUUUGGCUUAUGACUACUCCCACACACCCUCUGAAACAGUUCUCUGAAGCAACGACAAGAGCUAAAAUGCAGUGCAUGAGAAGGCGGAAAAUCAGGAAUAUUAAUUAUCUAAGCCUUCACUUUGACCUAACUGUCAAAACCUCGGUGCGUCGGUGGGAUUCGAACCCAGGACAGCAAGGGGAAGGCUUUAGUACAGCCAACGUUCUACCCGCCUGAGCUACGAGGCCCCACCGGGCGAUGCCAGUUUAAUUGCAUUUGGGUCAAGCUUACCUGCCCAGCUUACUGAAACGUCUGGAUCCACCAAAUCGGAUACAGUAAGCUGACUGCCCAAGCAGGCUUUCCUAAGUAAUACGUCUAGAAUCUACCAGAUUAGUACAAGGCGCAUGUAGGUGAUAGGUGUUAUAGCAGAUUUCAAAUAAUUCAUUUUGACUCAAUUGUGAAAACUCGGUGCCUCCAAUUCUUCUUGGUGCAAGUUUACUCUGGUGCUAACCGACGGCUUUGUGGUAUAUUAGACUGUCCACUGCGGUAAAUGCCCAAACACUGGUUCUGCAGUUUAGCAGUGUCAGAACAUAACUAUUCGCCAGUCUUAUACGUCGUUCUUCUUAAUCCCAAUCAUAUCGAUGACUUUAUAUGGUACUGACAUUCUCAGGAAGGCCGGCAUGUUAUGGGUGGUCUGUGGAACUAUGCUGAGGGAUGAGGCUGUGGGUGUAAGUUAGUCAGACCUCAGUUUUAAGAAAUUUAAUCAAGGAUUUGAGGACAAAACCGGCUGCCAGGUCCUGUUGUUAAUCCAAGAAAACCAAUGAAAGACCCGAGUCUAAAUUGUCUUUUUCUUUAGGUAUUCCUUGUUUGUAAUGCUGGAGCAUUUAAAAUACUCAUGCAAGCCUACUCGCCACUUAUGCAACCCAAUCGUUCUUAUCGGAGUAGAAAUGGCGCCAGGAAUAAAGCCAUACAUCCGCAGAUCUCUUUUCUCAUUAGUGGGCAUUGGACUUAUCUUAAAAUUACCUAGUAGUUGAAGGUUUGGUGCCCGUGAAUGUUCUCUGUGCGUCAGUUGCCCUGCCAUGGAAGUUCCCUGACACCUGGUUUCUUGAUGGUACAUGCACUUGCGCUCCCGCUGCGUAUAAAGGUGAUGAGCAUGACUGCCCAGUCAUCAUCUUCGUUCUUCUGACCCCUGUUGGGGUGUUGUUGCUGCUACUGUUGUUGUUGGUGGUGGUGAAAAACCUGGCCAUUUGCUGUGCGGACCAGAGGGUAUGGAGCGGAACGCCAAGCUGCGGGCUCUGCCACGCCACCCACCUGCGCCCUCCCCGUCUUCUUCGUUCUGUCUUGAAACCGAGUCCAAUUGGGGAGUGGGAAAGCGAGAGUGAGGUAGGCGCUUCGCAGGUCCACCAUCACUAUAAGCUUAUUCACGCUCGAGUCACCGUGUCUAUUUCACCUUUCAGUAGAUGUAGUCGACAGCGACUGUCGAACUGUUGUGUGGCACCUUAGUCCCAUUCACGACUAAUACAGUUCGGCCGAGAGCUGUUCACUUUUUGCCGUCGGGGCUGUCGUGUUGUUUAUCAAUCUGGAAUUUGGGUCUGACUUGCUGGUGAUAGUCAACACAUCGCAAAAGGUCAUUUCAACUUCCCGGUCUCCAGCAACGCCGUUCUGGGUCAUUAAUUAUUUUCUUCCGCUUUCUGAUAGUUCGGAAAUAUUCGAGCCUCCUCCCGAAGCCAAAACGGGAUUAUUUCACCCAGCUUUGAGAUCAGAUUUCAUCCUGUGGUAUGAACUUACUUCACGACGAUCCUGGUCAGAACUUGGUCUGCAAACAGGUGUUCUCGGAUUUGGUUGAAAUUCGCGUAGUGCAUUUUGUUAGUGAAAAAAGACGGCAGGUGGCAGGCACAUCUGGCGUUGGCAAAGGUAAAUGGCCAUUUUCUUCAUGAUGCCGACCGUCUAGGCGGCUGAUUGCACCCUCUCCCACGCCCCGAGUGGGUUGCAUGACUGUCCUUCUUAGCUGGAAGCGGGUGCACACGAGAUUAUGGCAAGUGCAAUUCGGACUGCAAUGAAUGCGCGUAAUUACCGAAAUGUUUUCGAGAAUUUCCGUGACACCGGUUGGACGAAGGCUCGCACCAGGCAAGGACUCAGCACUUGUUUACCGAAUAGGAGAGGGAAGGCAGAGUACGCCUCAUCCAUGGGCAUCCUUAAUUAUGACAAACUAGCACAUGUAUUAGAAAAGGCACGGCGCGUUUCAAUUCGUCACGAUGCAUCUCUACAAGUCGUAAUUUCAGACGGUGACGGUAACUCGCUGCACAGUCAGAAUGGUCAUAAAACAGAAAUAACUACUUCUCAUAUUGCCUUAAAUUGCACCUCUUACGAAUGUGUGAUUCCAGUCCAUAUGUAGCUUCCGCAAGACUUCAGCUCACGUUCGUCACUUCACCUAAUCUUACUCUCACUCGUCAUGUCUGAAACGUGAUCAUUGAUAUUAGUGAAAGGAGGGAGGAGAUGAUGUCCAACUAACUCGGAUGCGACGCUUCACUUCUCAUUAUUUAGACAUUGAACGCAUUUUCAGCAAUCAGUACUCGCUAACGGUUGUGACUUUCAGAGUUAUAUUCAGACGGAAUACUUUGUUCCUAAUCCAGCCUGGUACCUCUUACUCCCGUGAUAUUCACACGUUCAGCUGGCGAUGAUGCCGUGUAUGGCAGGCGUACACAAACUGUAAAAUCUGGUCAGCCAGUGCGAUGAGAUCCUCUUGCUGUCGUUUUGACAUGAAGCUGUACAAUGGUCCUGAGCGUUCACAGAUAGUUCUUACGGAACUCACUCAUUCCGGUGUGCCUUACGGGCUCUCUAUCUCGAGCACAACCAGCAGUUGCACUGCGGCGCAUGAUAUAGGCUGAAUGCGAUUACCGACAAAGACAAGGGAGACUGGAAUGGCCAUUUCUGGCCUAUAAGCAUUCGCCUAGAUCAUGCACCACUGUGCGGCUGCUGGUUAGGCUCGAGAGAGAGCCCGUAAGACACAACGGUCGGUGAGCGCCGCGUAGCAUUGUAUGUUCCCGAUCGAAAACCGACAGAGCAACGGGCCCGUGGUCCCGUUGAUAGACGCGUUGGAUUUCUAACUAACAGGUCGCGAGUUCGAGCCUCGGGUGUUUCACAAUUCGCGGUUGGGUAUGACUGGCUGACGACGGCUAAAAAGACGGAAAUGGCUAUUCCAGUCACCCUUGUCUUUGUCAGUAAUAAUAUGAAGUUGUAUUUGGUAUAGUUAGCGCAAGCCCAUUUUACUCUAAGCGAGUAGCAUGCUUUUCAAGCUGGACAACCGUGGUUUUCAUCGCUGGCUGUGGACGAAAUACCAACCACGUCCCCCUCCUCCCCACUCGACCUUGACUGAGGUCUUAACCUCGAGGCUGAACGAAGUCACAGAUAUGUUUGGUCUACCGUAACAGAGCAGACUUGGAACUGUAAGCCACUGAUACGGAUUUAAACGUCGUCACCAUUCCAAAUUUCCGUAUAUCUCAGGCACGUGACUGAGUUAUGCUUGAGUCGCGACACAAAAAUAGUCACUGUAGGUCCUUGACCAUUCCCAUCGGUGUCUACUUCCGUCACUCGUCCACCUUCACUUAGCGGUUAUGGAAAAAACAUCUUGUGUAGUGUCCUUACGCGACCACCUGAUUUGAUGAAAAUUCCGAGACCUCGGGGUUUGAUGAAAGCGUGGUCAUAAAGGAGCCAAUGGACAGCCACAUUUACGAAGGCCACUUUUAUCACUUUUUACUGUGAGUGACUAGGCAAGUUGCUGCCGCCUUGGAUCACAGUCCUUACACUGAAGAUCCACCAAGUGGUACUGAGACCUGACUCUUCAUCGUAUUGACUUUGGUUCACUAAACGGCAAAUGCAACCUGAGUUAAAUUCGUCUUUAGUAUUCGGGGUUUACUUGUCCCAACUCUAUUCAAAAGAUGGUCGUGCGUGUAACGUAUAGUUUCCUGCCAGCCAUUUGCCUGAAAGUUUGAUUCAGGUUCAAUGUGGGCGUUAUAGGAAGACUUCAUAGGACAGACUUCAUUAAGGACUUUAUUGUGUAUACUACUAUGAGGCCUUGAGCAGCUGCAACUUAAUCGUUCCCAACGCUGCUACAACCACCCUUUUCACCGAACCCAUAAAUUGCGAGGGGUAGCAGGACCCAAUGCCGUACUGCUGGAGGAAGGGGAGGGGAGGGAGAGGAGGAGAGUCUCCAUUUGCCCGUAGGGUUUUGAUAAAAUUGUCCCUUUUAUCCACCGCCUAAUCUCGUGUAGCUUUCGCAUUUUCAUCACUGCACUCAUUCCAUCCACGGGAAUUCUUGUUGUUGUCUAUGUUGCAUGUGGGCGCGUCACUCAGGCUGAUGGCUGCAUAAGCGAACACGACGUAGAGCGCCUCCGACCCGUCGGUACGCAUGUACCUCGAUUAUAUGGUUUGCCGAAAAUCCACAAAGAUGGCGUACCGGUUCGUCCAAUCCUUGAUAUGAGGAACUCGCCGUACCAUGCAAUAGCGAAAUGGCUGGCGGAAAAACUUAAGCUUCUGCAGUAUCAACUAGCGUCACAUAGCUGUCGAGAUACUUUUGAAUUCAUUAACGGCGGGAAAGACUUCUAUCUGAACGAAAUGGUCAUGUUUUCAUUAGAUGUCUCGUCCCUUUUUACGAACCUACCGGUAACGGAAACGGUCAACUACCUUUGUGAGUUUAUUACCGACAAUCAAAAUGAUAUAGGAAUGCCAGUGAAUGACCUCAAGGAAUUGUUAUUGAGGUGUACCUUGAACGUGCAGUUCCUAUUCGACAACAAUCUAUAUAGGCAGAUGGACGGCGUAGCAAUGGGCUCACGCCUUGGCUCGCUUUUGGCGAAUAUAUUCAUGGGAAAGUUAGAAGCUUUCCAGCUACGUCAGCAGAUCAACGGUUUAAGAUACUAUGGGCGGUACGUGGGUAAUAUAUUCGCGAUUGCACUGAAACUAAGUGACAUCUCAAUUCUGCUGGAUGACAUAAAUCCGGCGCACCCAUCAAUACAGUUCACUCUGGAAGAAGAACAGUCCGGUUCACUUCCCUUUCUGGAUGUGCUUCUGAGUAGAAGACCUGACGGCAGCAUUCGACGCAGCGUCUAUCGCAAGAAAACGUGGUCCGGACAAUACACCUAUUUUGGGAGUUUCGUAUCGCUAAACGUUAAACGUAAUUUAGUCCGGUGUUUGACAGAAAGAGUAGGAGGAAUCUGCUCAGCUGAUAGCGUUGAGAAAGAGCUGAAAAUCAUCGAAAGCCUCUUUCGCCAAAACGGGUAUCCUGAUCGAUUCUUUGCUAAGAACAUGGCCGAAAGACCGCAAAAGCCCCCGAUACUGACGGCAAGAAAGAAAAGGCCUUUUAUCAGGGUCCCAUUCCAAGGGGAUGCACAAAGUGAGCUCUUAAGAAGACGCCUUACUCAAGCUGUCUCACAGACCUUUCCAGCAGCUGACACGCGUGUACUGUUCUCCACCAGUCCCAUCCUAUGCGGAGAGGGCAAGGACUAACUAUUAACUCGGACCACCUCUAUGUGUAUUUACUUCUUCACCUGUUCCUUUGGGGCGGAACAUAUUGGUCGCACGAGCCGGCGGUUAUCCAAAAGAAUGAAAGAACUUCUCCCAGCAUGGUUAGGAAAGGGACAAAUAAAGAAUAUCAACAGCUCGAUCCUCGCGCACAUGGUAGACACAGACCACCGUGUAGACGCCAGAGAGGCCUUCAGAGUGAUUUACAAGGUCCCAUCAAGCUAUCCAAAACUGCUUGGGCAGCGCUUGUUGGCUACGGCAGAGGCGGCUGCAAUCAGGCUACGCCGACCGGUCCUAUGCGCACAGAAGAACUUUGUACAGGUCCCACAGUUACCAUGAUUCAAAGCCACCAAGCCAACCACCCGCACGUAAUUACCUUCGCCGGGACCCACCUUCUCCCGGGCGCUGAAUGGAAUUGUGGUGUUUCACUCUCCCCCUCCCCUCCCCUCUCCAAAUUCGAGCUACAGCUUAAUUAUCUACUCGCCCGUAUCUUUUAAUUCAUUACUUCAAUGGCCAUAUAAAUGUACAGGCCUGAAGAGAAUUUAUCGAAAGCAGACGUAUGCUCGCCAAAUUGCCUUUUGGAUUUUACAAUGGGAAUUUUCGCAACUCGGGCUGACAUGAUUGUUUCAAGUCUACAGGCAUUAGAGAAUUUAAUUUGCACUUAUUUUUUUUCUGGGCUGAUUUCCUCCGAGUGCACCAUCCACUUAGGCAUUAAACUGCCUUUUUCAACAGCCGACUGGUUAAACUUCGUUCGGAGGAGCCGCUGUGAAAAGGCAGAUUAGGACCAGCUGACCAGUCGCGUGAAUAGCGUCUCAGGGGAAAAAAAUAAAACUUCCAGGCCUAUUUUAGUAUCCCCUGGACGCUGUAUGUUUGCUUUGAGCAAACCAGAAGACCGAACAAAACGCAGCUACUUCUGUUGCUCGUCAAGUGUCAUUGUGUUUUAACUGUUCAACGUUGCAAGCGGUUCACAAAGUGGGGGUUGUUUUAUUUGGAGAGAAAGCUGGUUCAAGACGCAGCAAAAGAAAGAUAACGGAAAAAGAAAUAGGAGGACUAAGACCAAGAGGCGACUAGCAGUCAUAGCGUUCCUUCUAUGCAUGCAUUAUAAAUAAGUGCGGAGACCGUUAGGGCGGAUUUAUUGGUGUCUUCUAGGGGGCAACGAUGGCUUUGAUGUUUGAUCGUAGUCAUCCCAACAGCGGUAAACCACACUAAAUUCAAGAACUGAAAACACGAGACCUUACAGUAUAUACCCGUCCCGAUGCAAAGACAUAACAGAACGAUGGCUGUAAUCAUAUUAGUCAUUGCAUUUAUCCUAUUUACUCCUAUUUGAGUUCGACCUUCCUUGAGGAGGACUGGGUAUGCAUCGAUUUCAUGUUUGGGAAGAAAAACGUGCUUAAAGUCUCACUGCAAUUGCGCAAAGUCACAGGGGGGAAUUAAUCACAGCCGGAUGGACUCACCUGCUCCGGGCUUAAUAUACGUGCUACAGUGGACAGUAAAUAAUCACAUUAUAAAAGGCUCCUCUCCAAGUCGCAUCCUGAUCUAAUAUCGAGGAAAACGCUCGCCUGCGAGCUGGUGGUUUUCAAAGCCAGCAAUCGCAUUAUUAGAUGUUGGAGAAAAUCUCUCGUUCUUCCUGUCUUAACCGUUUGUAAGUAAGCAGACCAGGUAAAAUGACUUCAGGUAGGUUUGGUAUAAGCGCGCUACAACGACUUUGCUGAUUGGCUGCGGCAGGUGAACCCUAUCUCAUCGAAACAGUCCGUUUAACACUGAAUAUGGACUUGCAGUUCAGUAAAUAAAAUAGGAUAGUAUCGGUGAUAAGGAGUGAGCCAGAUGCCGCGCAAGCACUUCAUAUUACAGUCGAAUUUAUGCACACAUCCUUCGCAUCAAGCCCCGUCCCUCUGAUAGCAGCUCACAGACGUGCUAGUCCACCUCAACCCGGAUUGGCCUCAUGUUCUCUGCAAUGGUUAAUUCCCCCUAAGGAGUUGAUCUUGGGUAUGGAAUCGAUGAUGGGUUUUUUUAACCCUAAACGUAUGCAUGGCUGAAUAGAGACCUUCAAAGACAGUAUACCUGAUCUCUUUUCACUUACACUCUAAGCAGACGCAAACGGAACCCUGUUACAGAGCAUAUAGUUUUCCACCUCAUGUGUGCAAACUUGGAACUAACUGACUUAAGAACGAUCAUACAUCAGCCGGCACCAGGAGAAUCCAUACUGACUGGUUCGCCCAGAUAGCGUCUGUGGAUCAAACUUGGGGAACGCUAAAUGGAGCUCCCGAUGUGCAGCUUGUUAAUGUUGAGUCCGAAAUUUUGCCGUCUCCCAGGGUCGCAUUCUUGGGCCUGUCUUACCUGCUCGUCGUCUACUUUGAUUCAAACCGCUCACCGGGGAUUCCACUUCGCCAAAUAAUACUAGCAACCCUAAUAUCAAUGACCCUGCCCAUGCAGACUGAAGAGUCUCAGUCGACUUCUGCGACAAUAUAACCGCGACCCUCGGAGCACCUGAUUGCUUCCCAAUUCACAAUCAUAAACUGAUAGAGUUAGCCAUCGUUGAUUGAGGCGAUCAGUUCAUUACCCAUGCCAUUGGUUCCAUUAUCCGCCUCUGCGUGUUACCAAAGUAGGUUUUAAACCAAUAGGGACAGGCGGACCCCGGUACAGGCGAACUAUGCCGCCUGAUCAGGGUAAAUGCCUCCAGCCGGCUACAAUGACCUCCCAUAUACCAACGUGCCGUGCAAUGGCAGAAGAUAAAGUGGACAUCGUUGAACGCACAUGUUUGUCAAACCGUAUUCUGGAGAGCAACUUUUAGCCAUGGUCCAUUUCUGUUGUUCCCGAUGCGGCUUUGGGUAAGAUUUAGCUGCCGCCUUCGGAACCGUCGAUCGUUAGUGGUCAUAUUUAUACGCAUGUAUGUAGAGGCAGAAUGUUAUUACCGACAAAGACAAGGGAGACUGGAAUGGCCAUUUCUGGCUUAUUAGCCGUCGUCAGCCAGUCAUACCCAACCCCGAAGUGUGGCACACCCGAGGCUCAAACUUGUAACCUGUUAGUUGGAAAUCCAACUCCUCUAACCACUGGGCUACGGGCUCGUUGUCCUGUCGGUUUCGAUCAGGAAUAUACAAUGGUAGAGGCUCGCUCACUGAUCGUUUCUACGGAACUCACUCGUUCCGUUGUGCCUUACAGGAUCUCUCUCGAGCCCAAAGAGCAGCCGCACAGCGGCGCAUGAUAGAGGUUGAAUUUUAUUACCGACAUUCAGGCCUGUGCAAUAAUGUACGUCGCUACGAGGCAGUGAAGGAUAAAAACAGCCUGUGUACAAGAGACAAGCCAAAUUCCCACGCCUGCUGAUACUUGCGACAGCAGUAAUGUUGGCCAUAGGCUUACCCAAACCGGUCCUAUGCACGCAGAAGACAUUCUUUCGGGCUAAAUUUUAAUUCCAACACCGCUACGCCCUACCGUGUUACGCUGCAGCAACAGAAAACGGACAUCUCAAAAACAACCUUCCCAUCCCUUGUCUAGAGUCCCUACACACCACUUAACCCCUCCCCCCACCUCACCCUUCUGUCUUGCCAUUGUUUUCCACCUGUCACUGGUCCCAGCGUGGCACAUACUUUCGCGUGCGUUUUGGACAAAACCGCUGAGAAUAUCUGUUAGCCGCUUGAUCUAUGAAAAAAUAUCAAAACUAGUGACCGAAGCCAAGUAUGCAUAUUCUUUUUGGUUCCGGUUAUUUGCAAACUAAGUGCAAUAAAGCUGGUUAUGCCACUGGCUGUUCGACUGUCGUUGCCGACGAUAUCCACCGCGUGUUUCUCAGUGAGGUGAAUCGGCACGGUGACUUGCGCUUGAUUUACUUUAGAGUGAGUCUGGGCUUGCUUAGCGUCUACCGCACUCUCUCCAUCUCCCCAACCUGGACCUGGUGUCAACACAGAGUUAAGAACACUGGAGGUGCGGGAAGGCGCAGGUGGAUGGCGCGGCAGAGCCUGCGCCUAGGCGCUCCAUUCCACAUCACUGUUCCGCUAGUAUCAAUGCGACCGACACAGGGUCGGACAAUCCGCCUCGUUUGUUUUGCUAGCAACUGAUAAAUGUAACCAAACCUCAGUCCGUUUCCCAAUCGUUCUUCCCAUUACAGCACGGAUAUUCAACUUUCUAUUUGUAGACUAUCGUCAGUGUGUACAUCACUUGCAUUUGACUAUGUUUUAUGCAUCUUAAAAGAAUCUUUUGCGAAAUACUCACGAACAAUCGAAGGAAGUAAUUGUGUUAAACUAACUAUCUUACAGCUUUCAUUUACGUGUGAUCUUAUUUCGUAGCCGCACCUGUUAGAGUUCAGGGCCAGGGGUUGGUGCUAGGGGUUAAGGUUAGGUGUUAGUCUAAAGGCUAGGGAUUCGGGUUAUGGGUUAGUGUGGGGGGUAGUGUUGGGGGGGGGGGGCUUGGAGUUGGGGUUAGGGCUUAGAGGUUAGUGUUAAACCCUCUACUUCCACCGGUCCCGUAUGAUAGACGACUGGGGCUUGUUUACUGCAGGUGCGGCCGCGAAAUAAGAUCUGACCUACAUUUCUUCUAGCGUUUCCGUGUUGUUAUUUAAGGCAGUAUGGACUAAUUCUUCUCAAUUAUUUCACUCUUCCAGUUUGGAUUCCUCUUCCUGGCCCUUCUCGGUGUAGUAAUGCUAACGGCACCGGAGUUCCUGCGAAAAAUCAUCGACUGGUUCCUCUACCGGUUUGCCGUAGACGAUGAGCUGAGAGCUAUCACAACAUUCAUCAAGGAUAACUUCAGUAAGUCUGCUCUUCUCACCCUAUCCUUGACAGUAUAAGCUCUCUCUCCCAACUGACGAUUGCUGACGGCUCAACCGCACAAUCGCAAUUUGCGAGCAUUCUCGAAGGCUGGUUGUGCUUCCUUAUUGACCGAAAUUCUUUUUUAUGCUGUCAGAUUUACAAGCCAGGCCGACUUAGUGGUCACAAUGGGUUGUUUUUAGUUGUGGACUAUGGUUAUGCUUGCGGUUGCAGUGAUCCAACUUGAUUUUAAAGCCAGCCUGGGCAAGAGCUUACUUCGUGGCCGCACCUGUAAGAAAUUAGGAUUAGGGGUUAGGGUUAGAGGUUGGGGUUAGAGGUGAGGGGUUGUGAUAAGGGCUUGGGGUUUAGGUGGUUAGGCUGGUGCUUGUCAACUGCAGGCACGGCUACAAACUGAGAUCCGACCCCAGUAGCGUGUUUACAGUAAUCAACCACUACAAAGGGAGUUGGCAUUUAACACGGUAAUAAGCUAUUCCUUUAAUAUUUUAGGGCUUCACCGCUGAAUAUAGUCAGCAGGAUGAUUAAGGCUUUUGUCCCGACCGAAGGCUAAUCCACAUCUUGCCUCUUAUUCAUUCCCGUGAGCUUUCUCAUCACUUCUUUGGGAAUCCAAAGCAGUGGACAGUCUAGCCAAGAACGCUCAAACGAGACAAGCAUCUAUGGACACUGGCACGCAAAGUUUGUUGCAGCCUCUUGAAGCCAAAGACAGGUGGCUGAUAGUCUAUAAACUGAACUGUAAAGUCUUUUCUCCAGCCAAAUUCAACUUCAGACUAAUAUUGGCAGUCAGUAGGGGCAGGAAAUACUAGGUUCCGGUAGUAUGUGGGAAAAAGACGGCAACUUAAUUGUUGGCACAAGAAGUACAUUUGCUCAGCAACUGAAAUCCACACCAAGACCAAUCGAAAGAUGCCACAACGGAUCCAGGUAGGGAUUCAAGCAUGAGUCGCAAUAAAAACUUCAAUUUGCCGGAGCUACUUGUUUUAAUUAGUACAUAAUCGCAUGCUAAUUGCAACCCUUGUGAGUUCAUUGCCCUAAUCUCUUGCUGUCUCCCGCGAUGUGUUCGAGCGUGAAUCCUAGAGGCUAUUCGCCUUAAAUUCUUGUUUUAGCAAUUAAGUCACCUUUUUGGUCUUGUCUGCCUUGAGACCAAAGUCCUUGAAUGAGUUCGGGUUCCCUCUUAGUGCAUUUUAGCCCAUAAAUUGGCAUAUUCGUAUUCAUUUCAAUAUGGACUUGUAUCUUAAAUGAGAUCAAAAAGUCUCAGACAUCGCAGCUACUCGCACUCUAACUCAGCGUUGUUUUUUAAGGAAGACCCACACAAGCCUUACAUUUCGACCGGUUGAGAGUAUAGCUUGAACUUGCAGUAGGAAUAUUUUUCCAUUUAUCUUUGAGACUCAAGUCAGGCAAGUUCUUAUUUCUAGACGCGUUUUUGGAACUUUGAUUUCUCAUCGUCCUUCAGCAAGAAGGUACAGCAAUAGCAAAUCCAGUUCUUGAUGCGGUGAAUGUUUGAUCAUUGGAAAGUCCUAGUGCAAGCAGUCCUUUGCUGAACUACCAGAGAAGAAUGUUGCUCUAUAGUUGUUCCCUGCGUCCUAAAAGAAAAUUCACACAAGGCAAUGCAACCUUUCUUCGGGACCUAAAGCGGGCUUAUUAAAUCCGAAACUAGUAGACCAGUCUGAAUAUUUGUGAAGAUUUUACGUAGGACUGAUCCAUGUGGACAUCUGAACAGAACAUAAGAACAGGAACUGCCUACAAAACGGGUAGUUCUGAGCCAACUUCCAGUGAGUUUAGGGUUAACGGGAACGUAAGCCAGGAUCAGGUUUAGGGUUGCGGUGGGAAUUAGUUUUAACUGCAGAGUUAGAGGUUAAUUUGGGAUCAAGAUUAGGGCAACGACAUGAUCUUAUAUUAGGGCUAUUGUUGGGGUUAGGACACAGGAAUAUUGUGCCUUUUUCUACAGUUAUGCCCAGAUCCAUCCCUAUUUUUUGAGAGGAGCGUUCCUAUUUCCAUGUCCUGCUUAGACAUCCACAUAAGUCGGUCCCACCAGACUUUAUUCCAGACUGGAAUUCGCCCUCCCAUAAAUAGCAUACUUUCCGCACUAAGAUUCUAGCAGACGAGUUGCGUAUUCUCUAUGUUAGACCCAAGUGUGAGCUGUGGUUAGGCCAAUAGCCAUUGUCUAAAGACCGAUCCUUAUAAUUCGUCCAAUUUUUGGUCUAGCCUAAAGUGCAAGUAUUGGAUUAAAAAUCUCCGGAUCCUUCCCGAAUUCUCCUGGAAUAUCGAACUGAGGCACUGUUAUUUUCAGCUGUAAGCCUCUGGCUGUAACACAAAAUGCACUCAGAGACUGGUUCGUCAUGCAAACAGGAACUUGAGGAUCACCAAGGAUCGCUGACUAAUCAUCUGGACCCCCACAGCUACGUUCAACACAUUGCCACUGCUUAGCGGUCAGAUUUAUAGCAAUAAGUCUGAAAUCUUUGAAAACGUAAUUUAAUCUAUAUGACAUUUCAGACGUAUGGUCAUUGAGUAACCUCAUGAAAUGUUAGCCGGCGAUGGAUUACCCAAGUUAGUGUCGUGGUACUGGUGACUGAGUAGCAUGAUUCCUAGGUAUUUUUGCCAGACCAGGAUGCCGGCUUUUGAAUGCCCCUCUUUUUGGCCGGCCGGCAGAAAUCUCAUUUCAUACUAAAUGACUAGCCAAUCAGAAUGAGCCUGUUCCAUUAGUUUCAGAAGCUUUUUAGUUCGGAUGUGGUUAUUUAGCCCCACCUGAAUACGGUACUGGUGGUAAUAGGAGAUUUCACAGGUAGGGCCGGGUAACACGCCCGCGACGAGGUCAAGUAAUUGUAGGCAAGAAAAAAGCUAUCAGGAAAGCGCGGUUGUGCUUUGCGUGGUUGAGAAAUAGUUGCCCUAACCCUAAGCUCCAGCUAUAACCCCUAGCUCUUACCCCUAAUCCUAGCCCCCAACUCUGGCCCCGACCCAAACAGUAUUGUGUCCAUCAGGUAGGGCUACAUAAACACAUCUUACCGCCUUUUAUAUCAAAAUAUAUUUUGCAGAAAACACGUUCAAAAACUUUACUUCUUGUAUAGAUUUGAUAGGUAAAUGCGCCUUCCUUGAAUUUUGCACUGGAAGAAGUCUUAUAUGUCGGUUUUAAAAGAUUGAGUAACUACGCGUUUUUUAAGACUGUAUCGGGGACAUCCAAAUAGCAUCCUAUUUGUCUAUUUAUAAAUGUUCCUUCUCAAGUUAGCAAAGUAGUAUACGCUUCUCGGAAGAUUAUCCGAGCCUUAUGUGAUAUAACCGUAAUGCAUAGAGUAAUGUAUGGUUUUCUAAACAUGGAGAGUAUGUAGCUUGUAAGUUGAAGACCCUUGACUCAAACGUAUUCAUGAAUUUAAAGAACUUUCUAAAACGCAACUUUAACCUUUCUUGAAGUACAACACUCAAGGAAGGCAUGAUUACCCAAUAAAUAUUGCAAGAAUGUAUAUUUUCCAACGCUUAUUUGCAAAACGCCCUUAAAAUUAUAAGCGUAUAGUUAAUUAAUCGAAGAAAAGCAGUGGUAUUCGCAAGCGGCCAGAAGGAAGUGCAUUUCGAAGCCGGCGUCCCGGUGAAACUGAAAUACCUUGAGAUUAUGCUGCCCUGCAGGCAAUAUUACAAUCCAACCUAAGCAAUCCUUUCUAAUCGUUAACGCAUUUUACAAUUUAAGUCACCAGUUCAUAAAACUAGCCGCCGACUUUACACUCGAAGUUGGUUUUAAAGCCUGUAAGAAGCGGAUCAGGUAUUUAAAAGGUAUGAUUUCAGCGCUACCCACACUUGUGAAACUAGUGAGUGAUCGUCGGGAUUUUAAUUCUUGACAGGAAAUCUGUUUGGCUGAUCUAGUUUAAGAGGUCGUCAGCCCUGACUUGCUUGCACGCGUACUUUAAUUAUCUCAAAGAUCGCUUGAUAACUCUGCUGCCCAGUUGAUUACUCACUCUCCCGCUGGGGGUAAGCAAAUUGUUCGAUGCAUCUUGAAGCUGCAUCUUCCCAGGAUAAUUCUUUGCUCUCAUUAGUCAGUAGUUCGUGCAGCCUCUCCAUUCGCAAACACAGGGUUGAGCAUAAUUCUUAUCUACCCGUUCGCAUCUUUUUCUGUCUCGGACGAGGGGACUUGAUCGCGGGAAGUGUACAAGCAGUUGAAGUGGCUUUUUUCCUGUUUGCGUGCAGCGACCGAAUCCCGUACCUUCCAGUGCUAAACUUACGCAACCGCACAUGCGUCUGCCACCCGUUUGCGGGGUUUGCCCCCCCCCUGACAGACAACAGCGUCUGACUGAGUAGACAUGUUCGUUUCUGAAACUGCAACAUUAACUACCACAAGGCAUAUAUAUAUAUAUACCGCCUUCAUCAUCCCCCGCAGAAAACGAAGAAGAGGAAGAGAGAGCGAAUUCGGGAAACUGAUUGCAUUUGAAUUGACGAGCGACUGAUCGAGUAAACUUUUUCAUUUCCGAAAUAGCAAUAUUAAUUACUUUUUUUGAGAGUGUCUAUCAUAAUCUGCUGGACGAGCGUUGAGUUACUGUUAUGGUUUUUGUUCCUUCUCACACCGGCAGCUACCCUUUCAAUGGCCUUAAUUACUGUGGGCCUGAUCUUCGCCUGCAUAGCGUUCAUCGGCGCCUUUGCCUCCUGCUGCGAAUGCACGAUCGUUCUAGGCGUCGUAAGUUCAUAUACAGUCUGUCAUUUUAAUCCAUUUGUAUUAUAAGCGAGAUGGGUUGUACAGUUUUCCGAUAGAAGACCCUCCAUACUUUAUCACGUGAUCUGAUGCCUUGUGCUUGCGUUAUGCGACCUCCGUUUGCUUCUUGUAUUUUUGAUCUAUUUGACCGUCCGACGCUCAACAUUAAAUUUAACCCUUAUUGGCGGAUAAUGAGAAUGUUGAACUACUUACCUAUGACGACCAACGGUUGCAAUUAAUUUUUGAGGAAAUAAAAAAGCCGCAAUUUCAGAGCUGGAAUAUCUGCCAGACAGCAAGUAGGAAAUGCCGAAGGAUUCGCUGAUGAGCCAAACUCCUCGCAGCAGUGUCAUGGGCUUUUAACUAGUACCUGUGCUGUCAGUUAUGUUAUAUCGUGCUAUUUCAGUAUAUACUACUGGCUGCCUGUUAGCAGUUUGUAAAUAUUACGUACUUAUUCAGCAAUGGCAGAUGGAAGUCGCCUCAAAUAUUCGUAUGAAAAACUCCAGUCUAAUCCUACAAGCCUCAAAUAGACUGAUUUAGUCCAAGUUCAUAGAUGUUUUGGCAGAUUUUGACUUAUUCAUUUUAACCCAACUGUGAAAAACUCGGCGCCUUGGUGGGAUUCGAACUAACGACAGUAAGUUGAAUGCUUUAAUACAGCCAACGCUCUAACCACUUGAGCUACGAGGCUAAGUGUUGGCUGUACUAAAACCUUCGCCUUACUGUCGUUGGUUCGAAUCCCACCGAGGCGCCGAGUUUUUCACGGUUGGGUCAAUGUGAAUUACUCCAAUUUGCUAAUUAAUUUCUGGGGAAAUUGAAAAGCUGCACAACCGCCUAAAUAGGGGGGGGGGCAGGGAGACAAGAGUUUUUUUUCUGUGGUUAGUUAAAUUUAGAAGGCGUGAGACUGCGCGAUUGUACUCAUCUUUGUGUUUUAUAGGACCUGAAAUAACCUUUAUGUGAUUUUAUCAUUUUACGACUUUAACUCAUGACUCUUCUAACACCCACUUAAUAUGUUGAGCGUCGUCAGGAUAGGAAUGCGAUCCAUGCGUCAGUUCUCACAGUAGCCUAACCCAGCAUAUAUAGAAUAGUCGUCAGGUGGUCGUAUGUGGCUGCUUAAAUUUCCCAAUCACUGCGCUCACACCCACUUCCGGUCGCCUAGACACGCACCAGUCACCACUGCUGGGCUCCUCUCGUCGUCCAGCAGCAGAGGAAGCCGUCGUACGCGGAAGGCGAACCGCUUUAAGUUGAAACGCGCUGUCGCUGAUUUAGAGGCUGCCUGUGCAGCAUAGUCGUUCAAGUAACCAGGAAGGGCUGGACGAUUUUUCAGUAAUUAUUUCUCCACCCGGCGAAAUUGCAUAGCGGAUGGAAUUGUGAGCGACUAUUGUCGUGUGCCUCAAACGUGACUGUUUAACUGAUUGCGUAGUCUUGAUCAAAACUUGUCCAAGACGAGAACUUGCUGACAGGUCAGAAUUUUUAUCGGUAACAGCAAAAUGCCAAGUGCCGAAACCUUUGCCCAGGGGCCAUCGAUCAGUCAUGGAAGUUAUUAGCACGAUAUACGGCCGUGUUAAACGUUUCUUUCAAUUCCCGCAAAAUGACAAUCUUUCCACCUUCCUCAUUUCGGGUAACAGUAGGGUGUAGGACCCCCAAGUAGAUGGCAACUCAAAAAUGUACAGUAAAAUUCCGCGUGGCUGUAAACAUCACUUAUCAUUCGACGUUCCCGUUAGUUUUAUUUUCUUUAAUUUCCUGACAAAGAGUUAACUUAACAGCGACGGCUUAUUCGAAGUCCGCCAUUUUCUGAAAAUUGCUUUUUUGCCCAUUUUUAAAUUAUCGCGCUCACUUUCUUCAAACGACAGUAUGUGAUAAGACUUUCGGCAGACAUUUAUCCAUCUUCUGUGGUUUCUUGCUAUCCGUCCCGUGUGUUGCCCCACACGUAAAACCCCUCUACCACUAUUCAACAUGCGACACGGUCCACAGGCUAGCCCAAGUUAGUUGGGGAUCCUACAUCCUACAAUUGCCGCACUUUGUCAUGACACAGCCGCUGUCUACCCUGUUCCAUGUGGUCUUUUAUUCCUUUAUUGAACUAUGGAAACCUUGGCAGGUUUUGUGCACACUUGUUCUCACAUAACGCAACGUUUGGUGCAUUAACACUCCUCUGAGUAUCUUAUUUCUAACAAGUCUCAGUUCUUGCCACUCCAUUUACGGUCUUCCCAAAAAAGAUAGCUCUAGCAAACAUAGUUAGAAUAUCCAAGACGCUACGUCAAAAAUAGAAUGCUUUUUAAUAUAUUCGAUAUAUCGUAUAAUAUAUGCCAUAUAAUAAUAUAUAAUACAUUUUGUUUUUUGAAUUUGACAGUACACAGCCCUCCUCGGAGUCUUUCUGGUCCUCCAAUCAUUACUUCUGGCAGUUCUCUUUCUGGACAAAAAUCUAGUAAGAGGUUUCCUUAAAAUGCUUUCAUUUUGCAAGCACGAGUUGGCAGAAAAAUCUGCAUUUACCACUUUCUUUUUUGAUCUCCGAUGUUUGAGCUGCUACCGCUAGGAUAAUUGAACAUUUUACCUCAAAAACUACCUUGCUCUAAUGCCGUGCGCGCAUAUACAUCUUCGUAAAACUCCCAAACCCUUCCUUUACCCUUUAGUCAGUACUUUAAAGCGGACCGCUCGGGUUGCAUGCUGAUCUUUGAUUGCGGCCAACUUUCCUCGGUCCGUUUACUGUUGCGUGACUGGGCGCAAGAAUUCGCGAAGGAGCCGGGCCGGUGUGGAAACACGCACCCUGAAUGCGCGCUCAAACCUUACUCUGUCCUGCCACCAAUACGGCCAUCACAUUGCUUUUGGUACUUAUCAUGCAGGAAAGCGAGGCCGAAACAUACAUCAGUACAAUAUCUUCCAUGAGAACGGGCGAGAAAGAGAGGGGGGACAAUUUUAAAGCGCCGGUGGAAGCAGAUUGCUCGCUUGCACUUUUAGAUCUAGUCUUUAGUCCAGUGUGAUAAAUGUGACAUUUUUUAUAUUGCAAACUCACUGAUCAACACCUUUUUCUGUCCUGGCAUGUGGAGGCGUCGGCCUUGUUAGCAAUCAGUAAUCUGCAAGUUCAACUGUCCACUUCAGUUUGGUUGGCAACGCUUGAUACGCGGGAGAAUGUUCAGAACGUAUGUUUGGAGAGGACAGACCUGAUUUCCACACGUUGAUUACCUUGCUCUCGUUUGCUAAAGCAAAGGAAAAAUUAAAGAUUUGCGGUUUUUCCGAGAAGGAGGAACUAAAUUUCAGAUCUGUAAAAGUUUAACCUUGCCUCAAUACAGCCCGGACUUCCGUUUUCGCCUAAUUUGCCCUAUGUAGUUACAAGGACAGUUUACGCACAGAAUGUGGAAGGUGAAAUUUGACUAUCCCCCGAGGCGUGCUCGAUCCGACUGCGAAUUAUAAUCACGAUCAAUGGAUUAUAUCAACUGCCCUUUCACGGGGGAUAUUUUUCGUAGACUAGAUAUAAUCUAUAAUGCUGUCACUAGUUGAUGGCAUAAAGGAGGACCGUUUAAACUCGGAGAUAAAUUACACAUUCAUAAGUUGUUUCAGAAUUACAUUCAAGCGUAUCCUUGAAGAUAAAGGAUGAAGAGCGAUGGCAGUUCUAGAAAAGAAGUGCUUUACCCUACUCUAACGUAUCACUAGCGAGUGAUCAAAUGUUGGAAAAAGGACUUGGUGGGUUGGCACAAUUGUACUAGCAUGUUGAUUGUGUUGACAGCAGACUUCCAGUCCUCGAAUAUCACUCGACACUUCCGCCGUAGGUAAUCCGACCUAUUUUUUACUGUUAUGACUUAAUUCCCUUAAAAAGGAUGCUAACGUACUGUAGAGAUGACCUCAUAAUCUUAGUUCAGACAUACAAGGAUUUUAUAAAAAAUCAGUAUAUCGAAGGGAAAUAGGGAGAGGACUGUACCGUUUUUAAAAUCCGCCGCUACAAAAGUGGCGGCUCAAAUUCAAAAACCCGCCGUGGUUAUUCGCAGUGCAUGGCCACUGUAGUGGAACCGGCGAAUUUCCGUACCGUCUGAACAAUUCCAUUAACAGGUCUACGUAACUGCUCGCUUGAUUAAGACUCACGUGCCAACUAAUACCCGAAGUAGCCGAGGCUGGCGUAUAGGCCUCAUCCUCCGUGUCGCAGUGACUCACAGGAAGGAAGGUUCAAAUACACGCAUGUAGCAAAUUCAUUAAAAAGCUAACCAUAUGGUGUCAAUCAAGUGGGGCUGCAGGACCAAACAUCGCACAAAAAAUUUUAUUGCGAAUGUCUGAUGUCCAUGUACAGGUCGAAUAGCUUGAGCUGCGUGUGCGAUGUAGCUUUUCCCAUUUGCACCAAGGGAGGUUCCAUUACCCCAUUAUAAGUCACUUUAAAGGGUUACACGACCUUUCCUGACUACGCUGUGUGGCUAGCGCCCAUUCUUCGGAGUUUCUUCAAACGCCAACCUUUUCCUAAUCAGUCCAUGUUCUGUAUUUUAUAUAUUCCAUCCAAUAAUGACGCGAGUGUUGAGAACCUCAAUUCCUAACAUCUACGGCUAGCGAUUAUUUCCAGUCAUCUGUCCGAUGACAUCUUCUCUUUCUCUUCCGUGCUUUCAGUAUAUGCGGGCGGUCACGGACUCCCUUUCCGGAUUGAUCCGAGACUAUGGCAGUGAGACGGGAGUGGCGACCGCCAUCUGGUCUGCUAUUAUGCGUGAGGUGAGUCGUACUCAUCUUUGUUUCUCAAACUACCACCAAUUCCGUGAUGCUUACUUCGAAUUUUUGAUGCUGCCUCUGCAUCGCGGGUCUUUACACUAUCUGGGCAGAAGAUUAAGCAUGGUUUCGUUUCAUUAACGGACAAAGUAGCCUUGCGUGAAAAUUUGGUAUCAGGGUGUCCUGUUCUUGGUCGGUGAUCCACAUUAGAAUCCUCGCAGGUCGUAGCGCAUAAACUAGCAGUUACCCUUGAAGGACUUGUCGGUGAUGUCGGUCUGCCUAUAAUACUAGUCACUGAGCAGCCAACGGUGAAACUCGAGAACGAACCUCAAGGCAUAACGGGACAAGUGUGCCUUAUAACACGAUCGGUGGAUGCCCCGUCUAUCACAGUUUCAGUAAUUCUUUACUUCCCAUUUACUUCUUAGGCAGCGACGUUUGAGGAACGCAUUUUCUUGGACUAGUGAGACCUCAUCGCUGCGCCUCUGUUGAUGGGUUUCAGAGCUAGUCCGUAAAUACAGCCAAACAGUUUCUUCUUUCAUCUACCAAGUCUCUUCUCCAUUUUGCAGUGAUUUCGUUUCCGAGUAGUAUGUGUCUACAGAUCUUCGGUGUCAUUCUCAUUUAAUGGCAAGUGUAGUGCGGAAGCCCUUCCUCCAAAUAUGCCUGAGUAAUGACUCUAUGUGUGGCCUUCACUAAUCACCGGAUGAACGACGAUGUGUCGAUUUAACUCCAUGAGAUUCAAGGUAACUUCAAGGACAGUGUAUGCAAACAUUUUCUGGCUGAAGUCGAAUGCAUUUCCGGCUUGACUGGCUUUAGGGGCGCCCCUCAGCAUCCAGAAUAGAGUUUGUUGUGAUAAAACAAAGAGAUGCCGGCAAUGAGCUGUGGCAUACGUUGGGCAAUGUGGGACGAGUCUUUGGAGCUCUUUAUUGACGUCGUAUGUAUGUAAACACACACAGCGACGACUCAUUAUCUGCAAAACUCGGCAUUCCACCCAAACACAUUACCAGUCGGCGGUAGAAACGGAACUUCAGUGAGACCGAUCUUUCAUCAGCCGGGGUAUACAGACAUUACUUUAUUUCAUCAAGGCAUAGCAUCAUAGGCAUCAAAUAACAUAAUGGGUGAAGAAUACAUUAAUCAGCAUAACGCCAGAUUACCGGCUGAUUCACAGAAAUUGACAUGGAAAGUCGAAUUUAUUACAUCAUUCUUCUACUGCUGUUUAGAGGUGAUUCAUCGUGAAUAAAUCAGGAAAGACUAGGCAAUAUAUAUCAUCAAGAUAGCGGAAGAUGACAAUUAAUUUGCAUUAAAGGUCAAGUUGGCAAAUAAACUUUUUCAGUAAUUAAACGUCAGGCCUGUACGGUUGCAUAUAAAUUGGAAAUAUGAGACCUUUGAGGCUUUAAAAUGUCUCAGGAGUUAUUAACUCGCAUCGUUUCCACGGCACCCGCAUGACGAGGUCGGUGUGAUAUGGUCAUUAUGGCAGAAAUGAGAGCGGGUGUUGUUUGUAAGUCAAGUGCGUAGAGUACACAUUACUGUCAUUAGGAGGAUUGGAGCGGCGUGCGAUAACAUCUGGAGUCAGCGUGACGACUAAAUGUGAUACCAUUCAGUUAAAAUGAUACGGUUGCAAAGAAUCCGUCGCAUAGGUGGCCUGAGGGACUUCUUCAAUGAGGGUAGCUAUAAGCCAGUCCAACCUACUUACGCUCUAACCUGCGCUAACCUGAUAUAUUUCGACUUUUUGUUCUGUUAUGGCCGAAAACGAAUUAAGAAUUAGAGGAGGCUAAAUCAACUCGUGACUAUCUAAGGUAGCCAAAUGUCUACGCUCCGCAUGCAGUCUUUGUGUCACAGUGGGUGGAGUCCCCGAUACGAGGGGUUAAUCCAUAAAUGUCCCCAAGAUUUGUCGCACGUCUGAGAUGUGUGAUUUAUCGCUUCUUUUAAAUCGUUAAAAGGAUACUCCACACAGUUUGGAUUGCGUCGAUAAGUCGAUUGGUUGGCCUUGUUGCUCCACUGUUUGUCCGAAGCGAUGACGGCAGGACUCGUGCUUUGGAUGCUAGACACAGCUUGGACGGAAAAACCGGAUCUUAUAUUGUAGCCGCACUUGCAGUAGACAUGCACCAACCGCCAUUCAUGAGGGACCGGUGAUGAAAGGGGCUUAACACUAACCCAGUCGCUAGCCCUAACGCCUAAACCUUAAUCUCUAACCCCAAACCCUAACACUAGCCCCUAACCCUGACUCCUAACAGGUGCGGCUGCGAAGUAGGGUCUUACCCACGGCUCACUUUUCCGUUCACAGCCCUCGCUGUCAUUUCAAAGACUGCAGCUGGCCUUCGACGGCUUGGGGCGGUUUCUGCCUCUGGACCGUCUGUAGGCUGCCUGUUGCGGUGAUGACUGUCCUGCUAAUUAUGCCUGGUCAAUUAUUGACUUGAGAAGUUUGCUGUCAUUGCCUAUCGCGAACCCUCAGUCUAGGGAAGUGACUGCCACUGGCUAAGACAGGUUUAAGUUAAUUUAGAGAUUUAUAGGUAUUUUGGCAGAUUUUGAAUAAUUUUACAUUGACCCAACUGUGAAAAACUCGGCGCCUCGGUGGGAUUCAAACCCACGCAGUAAGGAAAAGACUUCAGUACGGCCAACGCUCUAACCGCUUGAGCUACGAGGCCCCGUCGGACGACUCGAGUUUAAUCCCACUCGGGUCAAGUUUACCCGUCCAACCUACUGCAACGUCUGGAAUCCACCAAAUCUGAUACAGUAAGCCGAUUGCCCAAACAGGAUUUCCUAAGUUAUUCAUCUAGAAUCCACCAGAUGACUACCAGGCUCACGUAAUUCAUAGGUAUUUUGGCAGAUUUUGAAUAAUUGUGAUUAAACUCGAGUCGUCCGGCGGGACCUCGUAGCUCAAGUGGUUAGAGCGUUGGCUGUACUGAAGCCUUCUACAAACUGCAUGGGUUCGAAUCCCACCGAGGCGCCGAGUUUUUCACAGCUGGGUCAAUAUGAAAAAUUAAGAGAUGUCAGUCAGAGCUCCGAUAGCGUUGUUAAUCGUUAAAGUUCCCAAUGUGUCGCGGGCGGGGUCGUGCUCAACUGAAGCCUAUACACAGCUGUGGCUGACUGACCGGCGGCAGUCAAUGCUCCAGCAAGUAUUAUCUCAGCACACCUCUCAUUUGUCAUUUUCGAUGCUGUUUUAUGGCUGGUGAUCACGCGACCGCCUUCAAGUAACCCUAAUGGCACCCAAAAAAGCAGCAGAAGGAGCAUGCUCAGUACUGCAACUAGAUCACGAAACUACCCACUAACGCAAGUUGAAAUGCUGUUUUUAGGGGUGCGCAAUAAAUCAAAAAUGAUACUACCGCAGUGAGAACCUAGCUAAAGGGUCCACCAUUAGUUGGCGAUCUUUUCAAAAGACCUGAAAGCGUGUGCUAUGCCAGUGUCAGCAAACCAUGUCCUUCGCAGCCUGGUAUGCGCUGGCAGUUCUCUGACACCUGGUUCCCUGCCGAAAGAUGCGGUUACGCUCCCUUUGGGUAUCCAGGUGGUGGGCAUGGCAGCCCAGUCAUCAGUCUCGUCCUUCCGACUCCUCUUGGGGUGUUGUUGUUGGUGAAAAAUCCUGGUCAAGUGUAUGCUGUGAGCCAGGGAAUGUGAUGGCACACCUAGGUGCGGGUAUGGCCGUAUCGGCCACCUGCGUCCUUCCCCGCCUCUGGUUUUCUUCCAGGUGGAGGAGGAACGAACGUAAGUCUUUUAUUACUGUAAACUAAUUCACGCACAAGUCACCGUUCCUGUUGCAUCUUAGUGUGUAGCACACAGUGUACCUCGUCGGAAUCGACGUCGAACUCUCGUGUGGGCCUCGUACUGGUGGCAACUCACUAAACAACGACGAUAUCGAUGAGUCCUUGGUGGAAUUUAAUUAACCAGCAACAUCUACCUCCUAUGUCGCAAGUCGUUAUAUUUUUGGCUGGAGGUCGCCUUCCACGCUUUGCAGUCAUUUUAAACCCUCCAUCGUGUCCUGCGCAUAUAAAAAUUGUGCCAAAAUUUCUCUGUGUGCUUAGCACCACCCAGCCCCCUGUGUGUUGGCUCAAUUUGAGCUGAAUGCUCCGUGUAUGCGUAUACAUGCACUUAAACUCGAUUUUACACGCACCAACACUGCGGUGUUCAGGUUAACUCAAUACAUUUAGGGUCGCUGUUUGUUGCGGUCCAGUGUCGGAGAGCAUGCCAACUUUUCACGGACCGCCAUGCAUUUGCUGUUGGCAGGCAUCAACAGUGACCUCUAAACUGCCGGCCCGCUUCGAGCUAAAUUGCUUUUGGAUGCUACGUUUUAUGCAAAAACCCUGUGUUCCGAGCGGCACUUUAGGCUGCUUGUAUGGGUUUAUGCCGUCAGGCGGUGCCUUGGGUGGCCAUAGUAAUUUACGGCAAAAUGUGCGGCAGGAUUGACAUAUAUGGCCCAUAAAUAGGACAUGAAAAGAGGAACAUCACGCACAACUACUAAAAGUGGGCCUGCCCAUAAUUCCGGGAAAGGCAAAAUAUUCCUAUGUCCUAGGCCCAACAAAACCAAACCCCUGCCUUAAGCCUGACCUCAUUUUCACUAGACGUUGGCUGUCAACCACGCACCUAAACCCAACAAAACCAAACCGUUGCCUUAAUUUUAACCCUAGCCCUAGAGAGAUAGGAAGUCGCUUUAUUUUGAAAUCAUAACUCUACAGUUCACACUGGCCCCUACCUUAACCCUAAACUUGAUCAUAACUUGCCCUUAACCUACUCCCUAACGUAACCAUAGUCUUAAGCCUGACCCCAUUUUCACUAGAAGUUGGCUCUCAGCCAACCACGUUGAAGCGGUCCCGGUUCUCAUGUCCUGAUUAGGGUGUCACAUACAUCAGUCCGCUCGAAGUUGUUCUAUUGAUUAUCUCGCGGAAUAAUGCCGUAAUAUUUCAGACACACCUGGAUUUUAGCGUUCUGGCUACCAGCAUUGGCUGUUCGGAAUGAAAAGUGAUUAAGUCAUAAGUAGGCGCUUCUUAUCGAUUUCCGAUUAUUUUAUAAAUUAAGCUUUAAACCUUAAUCCUAAACCAAGCCUUAAGACUAACCCGAUUUCAAUGGAAGCUGACUGAAGUCCACCCGUAUUGCAGGCGGUUCCUGGUCACUGGUCCUCUUUAGGAUGCCAUUUGAGUUAGUCCUGUAAGAUGUUAAUACUUACUUUCUAGAAUUUAUUUGAGUCAAAGUGCAGCGUAAUUGAAAAUGAAUGUUGCCGUUCACUGCGAAUCAUUGCUGAGGAGGGGUAGCGGUCGAAAUAGGCACAUGGUUGGCCGAAAAUAAUCAGGUUGUGUAAGAUGAUUUUUGUCAAAAGCGUUGCAAUCGAGACUUCUUUUAAAACUAAGUUUGCUGUAAGCCGCUAUCACCCCACUUGGUAGAGAGCCCUAUUGUUCGACUUUUUGUUGACUAACUAAAGGUUUCCCGAGGUCCAGUCGCAUGCAUUCGCUUCUGAUUAUAUUUGGACGACCGCUUACGUGAGUUGAACAUGCAGAGUCAAAGAUGUCCUCUGGUUUUAGCAAACAAUCAUGGCCACAGCCAAUCUGGAGUUUACAGAGUAAACUACUCCUAAAGUGCCUGUACGAUUGCGAAUUUAAGUCAAGAAGAGCAGUGAGCCUAAAACAGUACCCUGGUGGACACCAUUUUCAAAGCACUGCCUAUUUUCAAGUAGAGGUUCCAACAACAUUUCUAGCUAGUGGUAGGGUGAUGGACCAAAUUGGCUGCCGGUAGACUGCGGAUCGUAUGCUGAUUUAUGUACUUACGAAAUCUAGUUAAGUACUGAUGACUGACAAUUGUACCAAAGAACCGAGAAACAAGAAAAGAGAGAUCAAUUGAACAUCAAUUGAGGGAUCCCAGAAAUUACUUCCAGGAGAUGGGCUCAAUUGUCCGAUGGUCGGGCACUCUUUCAAAUUUGAACGCCAGCUGGAUACCGUGUUUGCAUACAUUCAUCAUUUUAAUCGAGGGUGUGGUUUAUGCUCCGACCGUCUUCUGUGUUUUCACCAUCCUGUUAGUUUCGAAGACGAAGAUGCGAUCACUGGAACAAGAAAUUUAUUGGCCUGACGUUUCAUAUUCUCACUCGAACACAUCAGCAGAGACAGUCGCAGAUAAGGAUAAUGGUGGUACAAGGAGUGCAGUAUUUAUAGCACAUGGCUGCCGUGGGACCAUACGCAUGCUAUAAUUAACAGCUCUUGCGAUCACUGCUAUGGGUCGUAAAUGAGGCGAUGAUGACUCGUCAGUCCGCGUCCGAUUCGUUAAUUGCCGCGAUUUCGUCAUCCAUGUUGGAUGGUGGCGGGACGAUUGCUCGGCAAAUUGGUUUACUAUCACUAGGAUUAUUGCUCGCCCGCGCCCUCCCCACGUGACUGAUUCCUCUGCCCAGGGAAAAUUUUAGCAGAGAAUAUCGUAACGGGGUUGCAUUGAGCUUGUUGAUGGAUUGCGGACAUGAGAACCAUGCCUACAGCAGCUAGAGUCUCACGCAGUUGUCAUCCCUUGCAAGGAUUUCGGCCUCUUAAUACUUGAAAAUAUGGCCGGGUCCCGUCGAAUGAGCCGCCACCCGAGAGCUAGCGUCUCCCAGCCUCACUGCUGCUGUGUGCUCGGCAAUUCGCGUACGAAGUAAUCUCCCAAUUUCCCGACGUAGUUGCUUUGUCCGCAACUGCACCGGAUCCGGUAAAAUUUGGGGCCGGUUGGAUUUUGCCUCUGGUGUCGUUUUCGUAUGCACUGGUUGACAAAGUUGUGCGGGUAGCCAUUGGCUCUCAAAACCCGUCGAAGAUAUUGUAAUUCAGCAACCUUGUCUUGCGUUUCACCUCAGUGCGUCUCAACGCGCCGGUAUAGUGCCCUUACGCAACUGCGUUUGAGACUGAUGGGUGAUUGCUGUAUUUGCGCCGUAUUCGUCGCUCAAUGAAAGAGGACUUCCAGGAAGGCCAGCUGGUUGUUUUAUUCCUCCUCCAUCGUAAAUUGAAUGUCGGGAAAGAUGGCGUUGAGAUGCUCUUCGAAUGUCAGCCACUGAUCAGGUUUGAUGAGGACGAAGUUAUCAUCCACAUACCGAGCCCAGAAUUUCGAUCUAUGGUGCCGGAAAACCAGCGACUGCAACUGUUGUAGGGCCGCCUCGGCUAUGAGACCCGAAAUCGGUGGAUUCGUUGGCGUACUCUUCACCUGCUCGUAGACUGUCCCGUCGAGCGUAAAGUAUGUCUUGAGACAGAACUUCAGGAGCUGGAUGAUUUGGGUGUGUCCAAGAUGAUUCUGUUUUUCGUUGUAUUUCUCUCCUAGGAGCAGUUCGAUGGUCUCGACUGCCACGUCCAGUGGGAUAGAAGUAAAAAGGGACGUGACAUCAAUGGAAACCAUGACAUCUCUUGGCAGGAGACUUACCCCUUUAAGUUUCUCCAAGCAUUAAAUUGACGAGCUGACUGUGGUGCUCGAAUCGGAGGUCAAAAAUUUGAGACGUCGAAACAGUUACUUUGCCAGUCCGUUGGUUAGAGUGCCUUUCAGUGAUACGAUAGGCCGGAGAGGAGCGCCCUCUUUGUGUACUUUUGGGAGACCGUAGGAUCGGUCUAGGGCAGUUUCUUGCGCUCUCGCCAUACGUCGAUCGAUUGGCGAUAUUGCACUUGAGAUAUCAAUUGCCAGCAGUGUCGCGUUAGUCUCGCGUGUCAGCGUUUUCAUGGGUUUGGAUUCGUAUGGGACAUAGGACUUUCGAUCCUCCAAAAACCUUUUGGUUUUCUGAAUGUAGUCUGUCCUGUCCAAUACAAUCGUUAAACGCCCCUAUUCCGCGACCUUAUGUGCAUCGCGCUCAACCUUGGAAAGCACGUCGCGCGGCCUACGAGCCAGGAAGGAGGAUCGUCCGUCCUAUGUGGCUGAUGAAACCAGGUGUUUGUACCGACCACAGACAUUAUCGAUCGGAGCAGGAUAGAACACCAACUGCGGCCUCCCAUGAAUGGGAGGAGUAGUUCUUGUGACGCCUUUUUCAAUCUGGCUACUCAAAAGAACGGUAUGCCAGGGAUUUCAACGACUUUUUAAUCGCCGAAUAAUUGUGAACGCGAUUUGUCGUUAAAUGCGCGUCUAGAGUUUUUAUUCUACAGAUUGUAUACCCUGCGUGCAUGCAAAACAAUGAAUUGCUCUAUGCCAUUAAGGUGAUACCGUAUAUGACUCGUGGAAUUCUCAAAAGAUGUGGAUUACAUACGUCUAUGCUUUGUGAGCAACAUUGAAAAAUGGGCAGACGCGUUGAUAUUUUAACUGGCAUCACAUGACCCUAAACAAACUCGUUCUAAGGCAUUUUUAAAACCUAAAGAUACCCCUUUUCCGAGUAACAAAUAUCAAGUAGACGUGAUGUCUACCAACUGAGUACAAGAAGGAAUAUUUUGCGCUCGCGUGUAUAAAAUAUAACUGAAUAUAUAAUAGUGUCGAAAAUUAAGUCAUAAAAGAUAUAUAGUUACUUUUACUUGUGUGUGGUUAUUUCAGCUGGCUCAAAAGAGGUGCAGUUAAAAGCCAACUCCCGUUGUGUCGAAGGGAGUUACUCCAAGUUCGUUAGUUUGUAUGGAAAGCAAAAUGGCCCAGUACGAACUACUGCACUUUGUUGACUGUUUGCUGUCUUGCGUGUCCUGCUUUUUUCCGUGAGAUUUCUGGUCUUCAUUAGGUCAUUUUAUCUUAAAUCUGUAAGAAAGUUUAAUGAGGAGCUUAACGAACAUGACCCUUAUAGGUCUGACUGGUGGAAGGAUCCGACUUGACAACUUUCUUGUAAAUUCUUUGCUUCAAACUUCUUGAGAAUAUGUUAAAAAUAAUUAUCGCUGAUGUUACUGGCCAAAGCCAAUGGUCGGAGACUGAGCCUUUGAGGAUUCCGAAAGGACAACUGAAACAUCAUUGAUGUUUCGUCGGCACUUCCUGCAUGUUCAUUUCCUUAAAAACAGGCCCAUCUGCUAUCUGUAAGCUGUUUAUUGUUCCUGACAUCAGUUCUAGUACUGUAGUGAUUACAGGAAACAAAUGUAGUCGACCUUGACGGAUGGUGAAUUGUUUUGAUCCCAAAGUCGGCUGAGACUGGUUGACCUUUUCGUCCUGUUUACAUUGUUCACAUAAAAGAGGAAAUCGACGGGCCGACUGGUAGAUUUGUGUCUUGACUUGUCAGUCAAUUAAUGGAGUUGGCUGCGGCAGCAACGAGGAAAUAUCCUGACAAUGGAAGGUCUACUUCUUUCUGCACUGUAGAAAUUGCAAUAAAUUUACCAUUUAGUAGUAUAACUGACUGAAGGAAGCAUUUAGCUCCCGAGUGUGUUAGACGCUGAGAGAGGUCAAAUGUCCACAUACCAGUCGCCGUGAACGAAUAAGUAGAAUAAAUUGCGGAUAUUAGACCCUAAUACAUUACUGAGGUGUGAGAGCGAAGAAGUAGUAGUAUUAGGCCAUGUCGUCCUUCAAGGGGACUUUUUGGGAAGGGUAUCUAUGCUUUAAUGACCACUUACCAAACAUACGCUGCUUAUUAGCAUUUUUCGGAUAAUCUGUUUCAGCAUAAAGUGUUCAUUAGGAGAAAUUUCGCUAGUCAGCCCCGAAAACAACAAGUAAAAUCACAGGUCUGGAACGCCGAUCUACUCGACUCAAGAUGUUGGAAAACGAACGAAAUAGUACAACGGUGCCCUUCAGAAUAUUCUGACAGAACCACGAGCCCGUGCUUCAUUGGUAGAGCGUUCGACUCAAUGGCUAAAGAUCCCCGGUUCGAAUCCAAGGUGGGAUUGGGUGUGACUGGAUGAUGCCGACUAAUAAGCCAGAAAUGUUCAUUCGGGUCUCCUUUUCUUUGUCGUUAUUCCAUUAUAUGCAUAUUCUGGUUGUUCUUAAGUCAACAAAACCUUUAUCCCGCCCUCUUGAAGCCUAUUUAUCUAUAUAAACUGAUUCAGAAGUUCACUACCCUUUCUUUCUCUCACUCACUUUGUAUCUCUUUCCUGGUCACUGAAGGUCAACAACGAGAGAUGCUGCGGAAUGGAUUCCUCUCGCGACUUCAUCUAUUCCCGGCUUCCGACAGGUAAUCAAUUCCCUCUCAAACAAACCUCAUUAUCCCCUAACUGUAUUGCAAAUUGACUUUAGAAAACACCAUUUUUCAAAUUCCAAGAGUCCCUGAGUUAGUUUUUAAAAUACAUGUGUCCCCUUCCUCCAACCGCUAAAUAUAUUCGUAGUCUUUCUCAUUCCACAAUCGUCGCAUUCCUCACUUUUAUAUGGUCGGAAGUUCUACGGUUACCGUUCUGCUUAUCAAUCACUCACCAGCCCAAUUCAAUUUACUUGAUCUGACGACAUGGUUUUGUUGCCAACUUCAAAAAACUAUCUACGAUCUCUUCGAAAAGUGCUGCUUCUGAAUACAGGAAUAAGUGCACACCGAUCAGCUGCCUAGCUGGAUAAGACGAUCUCUGACUGUGUGGCAGAAGUCGCGAUCCUGCCAGGCCGAACUCGGCCAAACUAGGGCAGUAGAGUGGGUUGCCGCAUCUGGCAUCUCUGCCGUUAUCGUCUUUAUUAUGUUAUCCCUUUUUCAGAAGCUAUAUAGCGAAAGUCCAAAUUCGAUUAUCAGACUUUUUACAUACUCCUCCUUCAUUCUUGCUAAAUACAGGCUAGUCGUUCAUAUACAGUGAGCGACCGAUCUCAUUAAGUGUUGACUGAAACUCUGAAGCGUGUUUUCGACUGAGAAGGAUUACUUAGGCGCGGUUGUAAUAUUGAUUUUUUCGCGACAUAAUUCUAUAGUACCUCGGACUCAGCAGGAUGUCAGAUUUUGAAUGCACCGAUUUUGAACCCCCUGUAGAAACCGAACUGAGUACAAAAAUGACUGCUUUAGUAGCAUGCAUUUUUCGCAUUGGUUUUCGAUGGUUUUGCGAAUUUUAACAUAUUUAAUAGAAACUAUAAACGAAAAUAUGCUUUCUUUCAGUCGUUAGAUAGAGAAUUACGUGAUCUUUAUAAUUUAUGCUUAAAGAAAGAGUAUAAUUGGCUUUUUAAAAAGUUUCUACUUAUGAAAUUUUUAAGACCGUGCAAUGCCCAUUCAUACAGCAUCGUACCUGUUCGUUUACCACUGCUACUCAGAAAAUGUGCAACAUAGUCCGCAUAUAUUGCAAAAUUUUAUGACCCUUUAUGAUAUCUUUAUAACGUCAUAGAAGAAUAUGUGAUUUUCUUCAAGCGAAACGCAUGCACCCUGCAGACUGAAAUCACUAAGCGUUAAAGCAACAACAGAUCAGGCUACAUAUUAUUCGCAAAUCUGAAAACUUUGUAAAAACCUAAUUAUAAUCCUUUAAGUAUAACACGGACGUGAUUUUCUGUCGAACGACUAAAAUAAACAUAUUUUUGUUUGUUGUUUCUAUUAAAUACUUUAGAAUUCGCAAGACCGUCAAAAAUUAAUGCGCAAAAGGCAUGCUACUUAAGUAGUCAUUUUUACCGAGUUCGGUUUCUACAGGAGAUUUAAAAGCAGCACAUUCAAAAUCUGACAUCCUUCUGAGCCCCAUGUAUUAUAGCAUUAUGUCGCAAGAUAAUCGGUAUGAUAACCGCCCCUAAGUAAUCCUUCUCAAUCGAAAACGCUAAAUAGCGGCUAAUCGUUCAUAUAUUAAAGUAUUCAGCAGGGGCGGAGAUGUUUACCUCCGUUUUAAACCAUCGUCCUACAAUGUGCAUCUUUUAGUUUGUCAAAAAGAACAUGCGGAUCAAAUAUAGUACUUUUUUCUGUUUUAUAUGCUUACAAACAUAAUUUUUUCUUUCCUAAAAGAACUCCUAUGAGUAGCAUUCUAGUAUUACGGACGGCUUUACGCCGCAGUUAACAAGGAGGUUGGCAUAUCGGCGUUAAACUAAAUAUUUUAAAUCUAGUCGCGUCUAAUUUCGCGCGGACUUGCUCGUUGUCCCUAAUAAGGGCUGCUAUUGUCGUGACUAUUUGCUCCGGGUCACAUGAAUUGACAAACAGGCCGUUAAUUGGAAAACCGUUGGAGUAAACGCACGACGACGUCAACUGGCGUCGAAGUGGGUAUGAAUAAAAAAGGCUUUUUAUCAAUGACAUCGCGUCUUGUUUGGCAUAAAACCAGUUCUCAACUACUACCCACGCCGAAACCUGUAGAUUUUUGGCACUGCGCGGUUAGAGCGAAUGGACCGAUUCUCUAAUUCCACACUCUCUUUUUAAACACUUGCGUAGUUUUUAAUAAUAGAUUACUUCACGUUGAAAGAAUUUACACUGAUGUGACUUUCAAAUUAUCGCAUUUUUGAAGGAACACUUUCGCAAGCUGUCACUCAAGUUUUCGACUAACAGGAAAUUUAAUUUUGAAAAGAUUUCUUCAUUUUUCAAAUUUUGAAACAUGAGAUGCUUUCUGCGUUGUAAAUGAACGCGGUGUGAGGGUCCUCUCCAAGUUGCUUGAAGAGGUGCCAAGAAUAUUUUGACUUACCGGGGUAUAAACUGCGCACAUGCACUUUUCAUUACGAACUAUGAAGGGGUUCUCGAUGGCAGGUUAACAUUGUGCAACCACAUCUCACAUUACUAAGCAAGGGGUGCUCUACAAAUUUACAUAUAUCACCCAAUAAAAUACUAAUACCAAAGUCGGACGUUAAUCUAAACAAUCAAAGUUGAUCAGAAUUUUAUCCGAUUCCUCCAUAUGUUCGCUCGUGGAUGUUUGGGAGGAGCAUUUAUAGAUAUGUUCCAAGGACACUAUCGAAAGACCAUGUCUAAUUAGUUUGCCCUGAGCAGCAAAUGGUAGUUCAUCUGCCGAUGCUUCCACACCUAUGCUUUGAAUUCGUGCUUAGAGAGUCAAUACAUGUGUUUUUCAUAAGAUUGAUCGUUGCGCUCAGAGCCGCAUUGCCCCACUGUUAUGCCGUUUGGGCCUUGGAGAGCUUAAAUAAGAGUGAACCGUCGGCAGAUCAUUCUAGAUUAAUUUCAAAUGCACCUGACUUAAGUUCUGACCACGGUCGUUUAUCUCGACUCAAUUUUUUUCCUUAAGCGAUUGGGAGAAUUUUUACGUUUGCAUUUUUACGUUUGAUUACGCAUAACAAUCAAAAUACUUUUUCUAUAGGUUUUUUGGCAGAUUUGAAUAAUUAAACUGACCAUUUGCGAAAACCUCGACGACCUCGAAGCAAUUGCAACCUGUGACAGUGAAGGCAUGACUUUAAUAUAACAACUUGGGCUUUCACCUUCUAACUGACUUCCCCACCCAAUCUACCUCAAUUUAUGGGAUUUAUAAAUUCUAAUACAGUAGGAUAAUAGCUCAUGCAGGUUCUUCCAUGGCAUCAGUCUGACAUUAGCACAACACACGUUUUAAACGAUUGGGCCACGAGGACGCCACUGGAAGCCCUGGAGUCACAAAUACGUCAGUCAAAAUAUUCUCAGAAUUCAAAAGAAACCCACAAGACUUCCUCUGUGAGCAAGUCGAAUAUCAACGGCAAUAAAAAUGUUGUGAAAGUCAGUGUUUGCAUAAUUUAAUUUCAUGGGAGGGUUUUUCAAAAUGUUACUAUUGGCAUUUGAAAAUACAAUGGCGGUAAAACUAAAAGUUCACUGUCACCUGUAUUUAGGCGGCACGCAUGGAGGUAGGUUGGUAAAUUUGACAAAAGCGUAUUAUGCUGCAAACACUAAACUCAAUCUUGCUUCUUUUUUAUCUGAUGUUAACUGCUCUCUCUGACACGUUCCCUUCAUGAGUCUCACGGAGGCUUAAUUGCGCCUGGAAGUUAGCAGCACAGUUCUGAAAGAGAAUCGGCCAAUUUUACAUCAUGCUUUGAUCCUCUUACCUUGUUCACGUAGAUCCCAAUCUCUCGGUCAUUUACUCGACCGGCCUCUUAUGCACACGCAUAUUUUCGCACGCCACUUCCUCUUCCAUGCUUAUGUACUUUAUUCUCACUAGUCCAAGCACUUGACGGUUAACUACAGUAGAUGUGCCAACUCAGGAAAUAUUUACCGAAAUCUUAAAGUACGUCUUUAAUUUGAAAAGAUUACUUACGUAAGGGUCGCUAUAUUUAUCAUCGUACAGCAUAAUCCCAUAAUAACUCGGUUACUUUAGGAUGCGCUCUCCGCAUGAACGUUGUUCCUGCCAUCCGCAAAAACUACACUCUGUAUAACUUGACUACUUGCGUAGUAUAAAUUUUUGUCCCUAAUUUUCGAUGCCAUUAUAAAUUCAAAUAUACCCUUAACACAAAGCAUGCAUAAAAAUACUUGUUCUCUUACUCCUUUGGUAGAACACUGCGUUGUCUUUCAAUUUUAAGCAUGAAAAAUCGUGAAAUUGGGUAUUGAAAGACUGUUCCAAUACCGGAAUAAUUUUGGACCCGACUUACCGUUGCACUUACAUUUAGAGUUUCGAACUUACAAGCUGUUUAUUUUCCUUGAACGAAGAUCCAUGCAUUUCUCUACAGUAUUAAGAGAUUAUAUUAGGUUACUUAAAUUUACGAGUCGGUGUGAGCCCUAGCGUAAACUUUACAAUUAACCUUUAUAAAUGCAGAGACGCGAGGUUUAAUGAAUAGACAUUUCGUGGUCUUAAAAAAUCUAAUAAUUAAGGAAUUUUUAAAACCAAAUUUAGUAUAAAAUUUGAAGAAGACGCUAUUUUUCUCCAAAAGAGUAAACAAAUGGAUACCUCUAUGCGUGUUUUCUAUGAUAUAUAUUCGAAUUUACAAUGGCAUCGAAAAUCAAUGAGGAAAAAUUCAUACUAGCUACAUAGUCAUUUUUCACAUAGUGUAGCUUUUGCAGGCGGUAGGAGAGAAGCGUUUUCAAAGCGGAAAUCCCGAAUUAUCACUAGAUUAUGCUGCAUGAAGAUUACUAUUGCAAUACUGCUUGAGUAAUUUUUUAGAUUUCAGAACGCAUUUCAGAGUUAACUCGCCUACUGUACUUAUGACAGCCCCUAGAGUGCCGUUGAACGAAUCCUGUUCGAAAGUACUAAUAUGGCCACAUCAAUGCCGUUUGAUGCAUAGGGUCUUACCUCAUCCAGUUGACUGAAACCUAGGCAGCAUACUGGAAUGAAACAUGGCUACGGGAAAGUCCGGGGAAGCCGAGGUGAAAGUAAGUUACGAACUAAAGGAGGUUCAGGCAGCACUACUCACCUUUAAACGUACAGAUCGCGUAGCUGAAAUUUUUUAAAGACUUAUUAACUGAACAAAUCAGGGAUUUUGGGCACGGAUAUCAACAUGCUUCACGUAUAAUUUUAACUCAGUUUCCUCGCCUGUAAUCGUUGGCGUUUAAAUGAAAACGUUCCAAAAAUGAGCUCAAUCUUAUGAGGAAUCAAGACUCAAACAUGACCAUCCACUUUUUUCGGCAGAUGUCUAUUUUCGGCCAUAAAUCUUAGGAAUUAUACUUUUGGUAGUAUGUUCACCGCUUCCAUUUUACUGGACUAAACUAGUUCAGCUGGCGUUUAGCUAUCUACUCCGGAAAUGAUGUAUUUGCUGGUAUCCUUAUUUUAUUAGCUUGAGGGUACUGUACGCCACAAAGCCGCAGAAAAGGAAAACGCAGCAUAAAGAAGUUUUUUUUGUUAACAAGGCUCAAAAUAUUGUCAAAAUGCAUGACUAUAGGGGCAAAGUUUGAUAUUGAAAUGAUCGCGGACUUUGUAGAAAAAGGGCACUUUAAAAAUGUGCGGGUUUUCUAGGGAAGACUGUUGUGAGUGAAUGGUGCCGUUCACGCAGGUCUUAUAAAUCAGCAUUUUACAGUUGCGUUGUCGAGUUCAUGAGGUGCGAUGUGGUCAGAUAGUUAAUUGUUAGAAUAUUUGGUUCUAUUUCAGUCUGACUUAAUAACAUAAACCCCACUGGUUUUAGCUGCCCAUUUGAAGCCAGUUAUCUAUUUUAAAGGAGCUUAGUAAAUACCAAUCUUUCUUGUAAUUAUCUUGUGGUAUAAUUUGCUUUUGUACCUUUAUAUUCCAAAGGUUAUUUUGUGUCUACAGCCUUUAAACCCUCUCCAACAUUAGAAACCGGUGGAAAUGUAUGGAGUUAGCGACCAACGCUUUUUCCCCAACGAUUUAGCUAGAAGCUUCUGGACAGCGGGGAUUCUAACAAGGAUGCCAUUUUAAGGGCCUUACAGGUUAUUUUAAGGGCAAUGGACUCGUGGCGCAGUGGUUUGAGGCGUGGGCUUCUAACUAACAGGUCGCGAGUUCAAAGCUCGGGUUUUCCACACUUUGGGCUUGGGUAUGACUGUCUGACGACGGUUAAUAAGCCAGAAAUGGCCAUUCCAGUCUCCCUUGUCUUUGUCGGUAAUGCCAUUCUGCCUAUUUUAAGAUUAUUUUCUAUGCCUCUUAGACUUACACCAUCCCAUAGCUAAUCUCCUCCUCAAGUGGCCUCUUCUGCUUCCUGCCGGAUUCUUGUGGGCUUCUGUGUAUGCGCACCUGAAACUUUGCGUUGACCAGUCUACUUAGACAGCAAGUGCGUUUCUCGCCCACCAGUCAUGAGGUCUGACUGAACGCGAAUGCCUUUCCCCCCAUCUGUGGAAAAAACAAAUCAGGUUUGCAUUUACCAAGGGUUGUCCGUCAUUCGCCACAAAUACUCGAUCAAAUGCCCUUUCCUCACGUUAGGAAAGAUCUGGUUUUUGAUUGGUCCGACCGAAUGUGUCACCACACAAAUCCCUAAUAAUGUACUCGGUGAUGUAACGGAAAGCCAAAAUACGUGUCUGUACUCGGGCUUUACAUCUUCUGAAGUACAGGCACUUUGAAGAAAAAAGGUCUCCUUAAGCGUACUUCACAUUCAAGUAGCUCACAGAUGAGAGGACGCUUUUGGGGUAUUUGCGUCGGGAGGGCAGCGCAGAUCGAACCCUGAACCACAUUUCCCACGCAUUUCUCUUCUUCAACCGUGUGCGCACGGGGAGGUGCACGAUUCCUGCACACUAACUCUCAGCAUGCACAUAAAGCACACCAAAGCUGCAAAUCGCUCGAAAUAUGGCGAAGGUGGGGUGUAGGACCCCCAACUAAAUUGAGCUAGCCGGUAGACCGUGUCAUACGUUGAAUGAUGGUAGAGGGGGUUUUAGGGGUGUAGCAGCACACAGGACGGAGAUCAAGGAAACACAAAAAAUAGAUACACGUCUGCCGAUAAUCUUAUCGUACGCUGUCAUUCGGCAAUGAAAGUGAGCACGACGAUUAGAAAACAAACAAGCAAUUUUCAAAAGAAUUGCGGACUUUGAAAAAAGCGUAGCUGGUUAGUUUACAUUUAGUCAGGGAGGGAAGGAAAUUCCAAACAAUGGGAACGGGAACAACAAGUGAUUGUCACAGUCACACAGAAUUUUAGGGGGCAUUUUUGUAGUUGCCAUCUACUUGGGGGUCAUACACCCUAUCGUUGCCCGAAUUAUUUUUAGAUGCAUAAACAUGCUCUCCACGGAGUUCGCGCUUGGGCGACUACGUUUUCACGGUCAGCAGAUAAUUUUAUUCUUUAGAACUUCGACCAGCUGAGGGAUAUUAAUUUUGGAGCUCUGCGAUCUGUCUUAAUGUUCUACUAAGUACUGAAAGACAUUGAUAUUAAGUUUGCCAGUUCCUUGUAAAUAUUUUGAGGCAUCAGGUGGUCACCUAAAUUAUGGUUAAAAUUCACUGAACUUCUGACUAAUACUGAGUAUGUUUAAUAGCAAAACGAUAGCAUGCUGAGGUCCCAUUAACAAAUGCCUCAUCAUGGUGGUUCCCCGCUGUGGGAAAAAGGAAUUAAUUAUGCUUUCCACAUGCAUUCUUACCGUAAGAAGAGCAUCAUCGAUCAGGUCAUGGGACGUUCACGUCUGAUUGCACCUUGGGCAACUUGUCGCAUAGCGACCAGUAAUAUAUGCAGAAUGCGAUUGCCCACAAAAGCUAGGGAGACCGGAAUGGCCAUUUCUGGCUUAGUAGCCGUCGUCAGUCAGUCACACCCAACCCCAAAUUAUGGAACACCUGGGGCUGGAUCCAGCGACCUGUUAGUUAGAAGUCCGACGCCCCUAACUACUGAGCCACGAACUCGUUGUCCUGUCCAAUGGUGAAGGGACGCUCACCGAUCGUUCUUACGGAACUCACUCACCUCGCUGUUCCUUAAGGGCUCUCUCUCUCGAGCCCAACCAGCGGCGCAUGAUAUAGACAGAAGUGUCACUACCGGUAAAGACAGGCUGACAACGGCUUAUGAGCCAGAAAUGGCCGUCCCAGUCUCUCUUGUCUUUGUCGGUAAUGACGUUCUGUCAUGCGCCGCUGUGCGGCUACUAGUUUGGCUCAAUAAAGAGCCAUUCAGACACGACGGGAUGAGUGAGUUCCGUAUGAAUGAUCGAUGAGCGCGCCUCUAACAUCCCCGCCAAUUACGCACACUGACUUCAUCUUCCAGGAUUUGCAGGUGAUUUAAGUUUUAGUUGAUCAGGUCCAAUGAGACGGUGAUCCACCCCGCUGCUGUCUUUGAUUGAUUUAGCGAUUCAACCUCGAGACUGCAAAGUGAUGACCGCGGAAUCAGUCGACGACAAGUUUUAUAUUUAUCACGAGUGUCCUGGAGAUAACUCCUUCCGUCCGUCAGACACGUAGUUCGGCACAUGUUAUUGAGGAGAUCAAGGGUACAUCGAUCUUGUAGUCUCACGAUUGGGAGGCCAGCACUCAACAAAAUCCCUCAUCUAUCGACACUGAGGGACGCCCACCGAUCGUGAUACGGUACUAACUCGUCCCGUUGUGCCUUACGAGCUCUCUCUCUCGAUCACGGCCAGCAGCUACACAGUGGCGCGUGAUAUGGGCAGAAUAACAGUAUUGAGAAGGACAAGGGGACUGGAAUGUCAUUUCUGGUUUGUCAGCCGUCGUCAGUCAGUCAUACUCAACCCCCAAGAUGUGAAAAACAUGGGUCUGGGUGAUCUGGGAUUCGAAUCCGGGUUCUAGAGCCAUUGAGCGUGAUAUGAUCGAAAGUUGUGUCAUUCGGAGACGGAUCCCGUAGGGAUGCUUGUACAAAAGUCUUUUUAGGACACUUGAUCAUGUUAACUCGCUUAGACACCAAUAUUUUAGGAGUUAAAAGUAUUUUGUGGAAAAUUUCUACUAACCGCUGAGAGUUGUCUUUGAAUUGCAUGCAUAGCACUCCUCCCUGGAAACAGAGAUAUUUCUACUUCAUUUCACCCUGUUUUGAAAAAUGUACAUGCAAAUGUUCCUUGUAUCAAAGAGCGUUGUAGUCAAUUUAAAUCCCUUUGUUUUUACCUUAAAUUUACAACGUGCAUAACCUGCAGGAUUUAAUGGUGUAAACAUUCCGCGAUUACUUAUCAACUUUCUUCGUUGCUACAUAUCAUUAGAUAACCGGUUAAAUUACUUCAGAUGGCGAAUACUGUUCACUGUUCCCGAAAGCUGAGCUACAUGAAAACACGCUGCCUGCAGAAGCAACUAUCGAAUCUGUCGUGCAUCUAAUACUCGUUACCCAUGUUAUGAGACGACAGAAAUCGGCUGAUAAGCAGUCUAAAAUAUUCCUUUAGCAAAUAUAUUCCGCUGUUUGCCCUUUUUUAGACAUCCAUGAGCAGACUACAUUUACCACAAAUAUGACAUACAUAUUGAAAUCGGCACAUUCUAAGGGUAAACUAAAAAGCACUGAAAUGUUUUCUCUUUCUGGAUUAAUCAUCCAUGCCUUCCAUACAUUAGUUUUAAAGCAGUAUAACGCCCACCCAAACUGCUACGGGAAUUGAAAAGUUUCAUUAGGCCUUUCAAAAAGUAGCACGCUUUACGUGGAAGACGGACAUGAACUGAAAACGCAGGUGGUACUUUUGGAGUCAUUUGUUUCCUGACUGACUACCCCUCUGUCGUCCAUCCUCAUUCUUCCCGGCCAGAUCCAUUUUUUCUGUAUUUAACUUUUGAAGCAGGAUUGUUUGAAUUUGAUGAAGUCUGCCCGAACUUUUCCUUAGUUGUUGAACACCAACUCGAUCACAUAACUUCCAGGUGACUUCUGACAGCAUAUGGCUUUACGUUGGCCAGCGGCAGGUUUUUUUGGUGAUGGGAACUGGCAGGCCGCACCUGUCGCUGACAUUAAUUAGCCUGCUUACAUCGCCUGCAUCAGGCUGUGGGAAAGUACACCCUCUUUCCGCACUUCUGAUUGCAUUGCCCGCUCCUGACAGUAGCUCAUCUGCCCUUUUUUUGCCCCCCUCCGAUCAUUCCAACAGGCAUCUGUCCCAAGGAGUGCUGCCCCUGGUCUUACCCCCAACGCUGCCAUUGCAGUGAGGCCCAGGCGCAGAGCAUGCCCGGUUGUCGUGAUCGUAUCACCGCCUUUGUGGAGGAGAAUAUGCAGGCCAUCACGUACAUCCUCUCGGCCGUCCUAGGUCUACAGGUGACUUUCAUCCGCCCCCCCCCCCUCCAUUUUAUCUCUCUGUGGUCCGCGGGGGGAGUGUCCUGCUCCUGGCCUGAUUUUUGCCCCUUCACCCUGUUUACUGCUAAUGUUUGGCUCUCAGUUUCCGAAACAAGAGCUUUUAUUUGUCAUGGAUUCAGUGGAGUGUUACAAAACACUGUGGCUGACUCCAGGUUCACUUACGUGCACUCCCCAUUGACGUGCGACUUUACAAAAUCCUAUCCAAAGGACGCUGUCAAAGAUGCUUCCUAAUCUGAAUGCCACUCGUAACUGUACUCAAAGAAGACUCCGGUCUGCUAGUGUGAGCAUGUCUCGGGACACAUCGUAGGACAGAUUUUUUUAGGUAGACGCAUGGUGGCACAGCAAAGACUGUGGCACCAAGUCAAGCGCGGCCAUGCCGCCUCUAUGCCCGAAAAGCAAUUAUAAGAAAUUUUAGCAUGUGUACUUGGAAGAGUUAGGCGUUUUUAGCGUCCAUUUCACUGUCUAGUUGCUAUUAUUGUUCGUCUUAGUGAACGACUUUUCAGCUAUUAAACGCACAUCAGUGUCUCCACAUUCUCCACAAAUUUGUACAGGUUUUCCAUAAUUAUUUGUUCAAGAUCACGAACUCAGAGAAUGAAUGCCAUCAGAUUUGCACUGGUACUAAAAGGGCACCUAAAAAUAGCCUUUCACGAGAUGUCUAAAGCACUCAAAACUCUGGCAGACUAGUGACGGUCUUUAAGGACCUAUAGGGGCAUCGCAGGCUUUGCUCAAUAAUUUUGGCUCCCAUAACUAUAUAAAGCAGAAUAAAAUGCAUUUGAAGGAUUUAUUUACAUCUUCCUGCACAGCACUCCCGUCUUCACUUCUGAAAAAUUACCAAAAACCACCCUACAGGCCUCAUACCAAUUUCCUUCUCAAAGUUGGCGUCUGUUCCAAUCAGGAGAUGGGAGCACUGACUUUAUGAAUCCUUUUGGUGUUUUUUGUAAAUUUGGGCUGAGAGACUAAGUCCCCCUAUUUUCUAUUUAUGUUUUGCAAGAACCCUACGUUAUCAUCUAGGUAUAUUUUUUAAUGGCUUAACUCUGUUGAGUUCUCAAAAUUCUAAAAUGCCUUUUCGACUAGAAUAGAUUACCUAAGUACAGUGAGUGCCCAAUAUCAUGAAAUGUUCGCCAAAAUUCUAAAGUGCUUUUUCGAUUAGGAAGGAUUAAUUAGGUGGAGUUGUAAUACCGAUUAUCUUGCGGCGUAAUCCUAUAAAAUUUCGGACACGGCAGGAUAUCGGCUUUCAAAUGCACGUCUUUUUUAUCUCCUGUAGAAGUCGGGCUCGGCAAAAAAUGACUACUUAAGUAGCAUGCAUUUUUCCAAUUGAUUUUCGAUGGCCUUGCAAAUUCAAAUACAUUUUAUAAGAACUUUUAGCGAAAAUAUGCUUUCUUUCACUCGUUUGAUAGGGAACCACCUCAUCUUCAUAUUUUAUACUCGAAGAAGCAGUAUAAUUAGGUUUUUAAAAAUUUGCUUAAUUUCCGAAUAAUUUGGAGCCUGAUCAGCCGUUGCAUAAGGGCCUAGUGAUUGCAGUCUACAAACUUCAUGCGUUCCGCGUAAAGAAAAUCACAUAUGUUUCUAUGCCUUUAAAAAGAUAUUAUAUAGAGUCCAUAAAAUUUUGCAAUGGAUGCGGACUAUGUUGUACAUUUUAUGAGGAGCAGUAGUAAAAGGACAGGUAUGAUGCUGUAUGAAUAGACAUCGCAUGGUCUUAAAAAAUCUCAUAAUAAGAAACUUUUUAAAAACCUACUUAUACUGCUUCUUCGAGUAUAAAAUAUGAAGAUGAGGUGAUCCCCUAUCAAACGAGUGAAAAAAGAAUAUUUUGCCACAAGAUAAUCAGUAUUACAACCCUACCUAAUUAAUCCUUCCUAAUCGAAAACGCAUUUCAGAAUUUUGGCGAACAUUUCAUGAGUUAGCAAACCUGUACCUUGCAGCUCUACAAAGAUAGCGCUGAACCCAGAAUUGCAACUGCAUAUGCGAACCAGCAGCUGUUAACAGGAAAAAAAACUUUCAUAUGAUUUCCGAAUCCAUCUGAUGAGGGCGAGGCAUAGCUAGUGCACGAUGCAUGAGCGUCCAACCAAGGCCCUCACACCCACCAGCGGUUAGGACGGCUCACUCACCUGCACACUUUUUUCGAAUCUGUGACAGCCAAAAUAUGCCUGAAAUGUUUUAUCUCUGUCGUUACACACACGAUGGGCGUUGCCAUUCUCCGGACUGGAACCACUGUUAUUACUGUCAGGCAGACGCAAUAUAUUAAUUUUGGUAGAACCAGACGCCACGCCCACCAUGUCCAUCACCAGCGCACAGAUAGUCUCUAAUCCUAAGCGACUAUCGGGCAUGUCACAGUGAAUUCCAGACUCACGCGAACGACCGUUUCUGAAACUCACCAAAUGGGGCUAUUGAUAUCUGGGAGUCAGCUCCAUGCACUGGGCAAAGAAAUAGGAGUUUGAUGUGGUUAUGUAGCCCCACCUGAAGUAAACAAACCCCAGUCACCUCUAAUGCGGGACCGGUGGUAAUAAGGGCUUUUACAGGUGAGUCCGAGAAACGCACAGGCGACGAGGCCAAGUGGUUUUAUGCAAAAGAAAAGCUAUCGGGAAUGCGCGGCUGUACUUUGAACGGUUGAGACAUAGUCUCCCUAACCCCUAAGCCUAACUCCUAACUAUAACUCCUAAUUCUAAACCCUAACUCUAGCCUCUAGCCCUAACCCUUACCCCCAACCCCAACAGUAUUGUAUCCAUCAGGUAGGGCAACCUAACCACAUCUCACCGAAAUAAGAUAUAAUUUGGCCUGAACUGCAGGACAGUUCACUCCUGGCCAAAUUCGCACGUUUAGCCUGAUGGCUAUUUGGUGCUGUGAUCUUGUUUUUAUUGUGUUUCCAGGUCUUCGACUCGUUAUAAGUAUCAAAACUCAUGUUUGGUUGAGUAAAGACAUCACAUCUAAGGAGACGACUCGAUCGCAGGAACAGGGUUUUUCUUUGUCGGGCGUUUUAGAUUCAUACUAAGCCAGUAUCAGAGACACACAGGGAGUGUAAUAUUCAUGAUAUACCCGACAGCACCCGCACGAUAGGGGCUUCUAUGUUCGCAUUUAAGUUACUUUUUGUCGUAAUUUAUCAUCGCCAUCUAUUAUUGGUGCCGGCAGUCUGGUUCAUCCAUAUGACCACUAGAAGCAGUUUUCUCCCGCGUGGCUAAUUAUCCUGUUCAGAUAAAGUGUGAGGCCAGAAUAUGAUGCAGGGGUCGUUGCAAUUGCUGACAGAUUCCGGUCUUAGGGCCAUGACUCAAUCUCCCAUCGGUUCAUGGGUUAGUGCACACCUGCUUUGUUGAACUCCUUCGUAUACUUUAGCUCCUAUGGUAACCAAGGCAAUGAAAAUAUUCAUUUGGUGUUCUACAUUUUUAGUUUUGCACAUUAUUUUUAGGAGGAAGUCAAUCGGCGUCUUUUUGAAACUCUCUUUUGUAGUUUAGUUCCGAGGGCACAAUAUUUCACAUCAAAAAUUGUCCGAAUGUUUACCUGCUAUCGUACUUUCGCCAUCUAGCCUCAUCCAAAAAGUUUGUAUUACCCGGUUACUGUUGCUUGUGUGGGGACGCAUACUGCGUCCUUGCCGACUGCAGAAUGAACCUGAGGGAACUCGUCUUCCGGAGCAACUUUUCCUAAACUUUCUCCUAUUUCAAACAAGCUAGAGGUUUCCAAUCGUGGUAAGGGUAGGUUGCGUAACCUCAAACCAUACCACUCCAUGUAACAGGUGCACGCAAUGUUAGACUCCACCAAAUAGGACGAAAAGACACUCUUCAAACAUUUUUUAUGCAACAAGCCUUUUUGUCGUUCAGGCAAUUGUUUCUUCACUUUUGUCGACUGCAAGCUCAUAAAUGAAGCGGACUAACAGCGCACCGCAUCAAUUGAUCACUUCGCGUAUCUUUCCAGAAAUACGAACAUCGAGAGCCCUCCUUGCCUAUGGUGUAAAUAUGAAGCUGUAUCAUGCGUCUGAUUCCAUUAUCAUGCCAAUUGCAACUUCCUAAUUAUGAGUCAAUAGUCCGAAAUACUGUAAACUUAUCUUGCGUGUUUGAGAUGACAGUUCAGCCGUCGUUCCUGAUGAUGUCCAUCGUGUGACAGCAGGCGCGGCGAGUUGCAUGUGAAAUAAUUUAUAGCGAGAGUGUACUUGCGCACUCACCUUCGCCCGCUGUCAAGGCACAGCCAAGAAGACCGGACGGAGGAAAGGGCUCAGGUGGCCGGUGCGGACUUAUUUUUGAUUUCCGAAUCCAUCUGCUGAGGGCGGAGCAUAGCUAGUGCAGGAUGCAUGAUCGUCCAAACAAGGCCCUCACACCCACCAACGAUUAGGACGGCGCACUCACCUGCAUACUUUUUUCGAAUCUGUGACGGCCAAAAUAUGCCUGAAAUGUUUUAGCUCUGUCGUUAAACACACGAUGGGCGUUGCCAUUCUCCGGACUGGAACCACUGUUAUUACUGUCAGGCAGACGCAAUAUAUUAAUUUUGGUAGAACCAGACGCCACGCCCACCAUGUCCAUCACCAGCGCACAGAUAGUCUCUAAUCCUAAGCGACUCUCGGGCAUGUCACAGUGAAUUCCAGAAUCAAGCAAACGACCGAUUCUGAUACUCACCAAAUGGGGCCAUCGAUAUCUGGGAGUCAGCUCCAUGCACUGGGCAAAGAAAUAGGAGUUUGAUGUGGUUAUGUAGCCCCACCUGAAGUAAACAAACCCCAGUCACCUCUAAUGCCGGACUGGUGGUAAUAAGGGUUUUUCCAGUGGAGGCCGGGGAGCGCACAGGCAACGAGACCAAGUGGUUGUAUGCAAAAGAAAUGCUACCGGGAAUGCACGACUGUAAUUUGAAUGAUUGAGAAAUAGUUGCUCCAACCCUAAACCCUAACUCCUAACCCUAGUCCUAACCCUUGACCCCAACGCCAACAGUCUUGUGUCCAUCAGGUGGGGCUACUAAACCACAUCUCACCGAAAUACGAUAUAAUUUAGCCUGAUCUGCAUGACAGUUCACUCCUGGCUAAAUUAGCACAUUUAACCUGAUGGUCAUUUGGUGCUGUGAUCUUGUUUUAUUGUGUGCCUCCAGGUCCUUGACUCGUCCUAAGCAUCAAAACCCAUAUUUGGUUGACUGAAGGCAUCAGAUCUGAAGAGAAAGUAACUCGAUCGCAGAAACAGGGCUUUUCUUUGUCUGGCGUUUUGGAUUCAUACUAAACCAGUAUCAGAGACACACAGGGAGUGUAGUAUUCAUGAUAUACUCGACAGCACCCGCACAAUAGAGGGCUUCAAUAUCCGCAUUUAAGUCACAAAUUGUCGUAAUUUAUCAUCGGCAGCCUGGCUCAUCUAUACGACCACUAGAAGCAGUGCUUGCCGCGUGGCUACUUAUCCUGUUGGUGUAGGGGUCGCUGAAAUCGCUGACAGACUCCGGUCGUGGGGCCAUUAUUCAAUUUCCCACGAGAUUGGUCACACCCGCUUUGUGGAACUCGUUAUUAUACUUUAGCCCCUUUGGUACCCAAGGCAAUAAACAUAUUCAAUUGUUUUUUUACUGUAGCGUCCAACCUCAAAAGGGGUUCGGUGGCCGAGAGUUCACUCACGUCCUUUGGAGUUACCUGGGGCGGAACGUCGGAAAUUGAGGCCCUCUGUCCGAUUUGUGCACCGUUAAGAUCGUCCUUCCAAAUGUUUAUUAGCGAAUAACAAUCUUCAAGCAUACGAUAAGCCGCGUAGUACUCUAAGGUUUAUUGAGGAAGGCAAAAGGAGAACGUAGAACGAAUACAAAGCAAAGGGAGAUUUAUUAGUCCAACAAAACGUUAGUUUCCCAGUUGUCCAGGGAAGGUGGAGUCAGAUGCUGCCACCGGGGAGGGGGGGUCCUCUUCUUCAUGCACCUUACUAUAAAAAACAAGAGAAAGCAGACAGAUAUUGUCCAGACACCAGGCACCCUUGCUCCCAAAAUUAGCGCCCUUGUCUAUUAAAACAACCGUUCAUGUGUGUCUGCCACAUUACAUUUUCAGUUUUACAAAGUACUUUUAGCAGGAAGUCAAGUGGCGACUUUUUGUAGUUUCACUUCGAGGACACAAUAUUUCACUCCAACAAUUGUCCGAAUGUUUACCUGCUAUCGCACUCUACUUUCUGCCGUCUAGCACCAUCCAUAAAGUUCAUACUACUUGGCUAUUUUUUUGUGUGGGGUCGCGAUUUUUUCAGGUUGUCACUUUUUAAUUUCCUUAGAAAUUAUCUAUGAAGUUGGAGUAGAUCAGUUUAUUCAAGACUCAAGCCGAAAAUUUUAUACAUGAAUAUUUUGGCCAAAGUCCAUCAGCCACAGCGGGUAACCGCGUAAUAUUUAUUAACUGCCGAUAGGCAGCUAGUAGUAUACUUUAGGGUAAGGUGAUACCAUACUAAGAAAACACACGGGGAAUGCUGGGGGACUCACUGAGGAGCCGAACCCCUCUCAACUGCGCCAUGCAGCGUCAGAACAUCGGCGAAACACGUGUGUAUGGGCUUUUGGCUAGUGUCUGUGCUGCUAGUAUGGUAUCACCUUACCCUAAAUUAUUGCAGAUAUCUAGUCUUUUUUCGGCCAAUUUCGCUGACACCGCCCCCUCCCUUCCUCCGCGCACAAGCUGUGCGUCCCACAAAAUGCCCAUCGUUGCUGCUUUAACAGUUAAUUUUAGACUCAGAUGACCAUGCUCCAGUCCGCCCGACCUUUUCUUCUUUAAAAGAAAGAAAUAGCUAUCCUCCUCUGUCUCCUCUAUUUUAUUUUAGGCCCUCCUCUUCGUGCUGGCCACCUGGCAACUGUGUGCCGGCAAGUGCGGCUAGUAGCUCGCGGAUCUUUUUACCUUCCUGAGCCCAGAUCCAUUUCCAUUCGGCCCGCCAUCUCACCCCGACUCCAAGGCCCCCGUCCCCCCUCCCCAGUUUCCACAGGCGUGAAAUUUGUAACUUCCGCCCACCGAAAACUGCAAUAUACAUAUAUUUUGUGCCGUGCCAAAAAUUGGACAGAAAAAUAGGCAAAAGGGUUGACCAACUUGCCUAGUUCACCGUAAUCCUAUUUUUGAUUUUGUGCCUGUGUGGACUCCUCGAUGGAGGUGAAUUUUCAGACGAUACCUAUUGACUUUCUUUGACAGAAUGCAAACUAUUGCCUACUGUAAACAGAGAACAUUUCCCUUCAUGGAUAAAGGCGCUUUGUGCAUUAGAGCACGACAUGCCAGACCCAGGGCGGACAAAUACUUGGGAUUUUUGUUUGGUAAUUCACCAAUACCAUUCGGAUUUUUUAACCGAUGUUGAAGAUGACGUUGAGACUUUCAGGUAAGUCGUGAGACUCAUUUAUCUGAACGACGCCCCGACAACUGAGCAGAGUCGUCGUCUUCUAGCACGGUCUGGAUUUACCGUUGGAGUUAACUGGUCGCGAUGUUCUGCCCAUUUCGACGAUUAUUUGGCGACUUUAUAUUUUUUAGUAGAGAGAUCAUUGUGAUGAAAAAAGGAAGUAUAGGUAAAAACUCUAAACUCAUUUGCACGCAAGUGAAAAUAGUCCAACAAUUCGAUUUCGAAUUACAACGUCGAUAACGGAAGUAAAAUGGCAAGGGUAGGGUUUAUGCCGGGAUUUCUUACUCCGGAGAUCAGUUGUGCUAAAAGAAAGUAAAUGGCGACAAGUAUCUGUACAAGCCAGAGAAAGGAAUAUAAAACCUCGCGGCGGCUGCCGUCUGAAAUAUUUUUUUGACAAUGUCUGCAGAGGGGCACUAAAUUCAUUUACUGUUGUCAUUAGAUAAUUAAAAUAGUGUUACAUUUUACUUGGUGACGGUAUGUAAGAUCAGAUUGCACGGCACCACAAAGUUCUUAGAUGUUCAGCCCAUUUGCUCAACUCUGAACUUAUUCGCCCGCACGUGAAAAUGGUCCAACAUAUCGAUUUCCAAUUACAACUUCGAGUACGGAUAUAAAAUGGUAAGGGUAGGGUUUAUGACGGGAUUAAUUACCGCGGGAAUCAUUGAUGCUAGAAGAAAGUAUGGUAGGUGGGCUAACUCAUGAAGUGUCGACCGAAAUUCCGAAGAGCGUUUUCGUUUCAAAAAGAUGAAUUAAGUAGUGUUGCAAAAACCAGUCAGCCUGAAACAAAAUUCUAUAAUAUUUCAGUUACCUCAGGAUGUCAGCUUUCGAAUGACUUUCGUUCCGGUUGCAUGCAUAAAACACAUUCUGUAAAAAAUGGCUACUUAAGUAGCAUGCAUUUUUCUCUUUUAUUUUCGGCGCCCCUAAAAGUCCAAUUAUAUUUCAUGGGAAACGUGCAAAAAAUAAUCAUUCUUUUGCUCAUUCGGAAAAUACUUACGUCUUUUUCUAAGUUUCUACUCGAAGGAGGGUCAUACUUCGAUUUUAACAAUUUUUCCAAUUCCGGAAUAAUUUCGAACCGUUUUUACCGUUGCAAUUUGAUUCAGGGUUUCCAACGUACAAGUGGUAUAAUUUCCGCGUACGAAAAACCCCAAAUUUCUCUACGGUAAUAAAGGGAAACUAUAUAGGGUUCAUAAACUUUAGCUGCGGAUUUGGUACAUGUUGUUAACUUUACAAGCCACAUUCGUAAAUGCAGAGACAUGAAGAUUUAUGAACGACUAUUUCACGGCAUUAAAAAAUCUCACAAUUAAAAACAUUUUUGAAACCGAGUUAAGCUCCUCCUUCGGGUAUAAAAUUGAAAGUAGACGUUAUUUUUUCCGCAUAAAUAAAAGAAUGAAGAUUUUAUGCGUCUGUUCCAUGAAAAAUAUAAUUGAAUCUUUAAGAGCAUCGAAAAUCAAUGUGCAAAAUGCAUGCUACUUAAGUAGUCACUUUUUACAAAGUAUAGCUUUUGCAUGCAGCCGGACGGAUAUUCGUUCGAAAGCUGACAUCCUGAGGUGACUGAAUUUUUAUAGAAUAUUACUGCAGGUUGAUUAGUUUUACAAUUCCACCUAAUUAGUCUUUUCGAAAAGAAAACGCAUUUCGGAAUUUCGGUAGACAUUUCAUGAGUUAGCCCACCUACUGUAACUGGCGACAAUUAUUUGUACAUUUCAGCGAAAGGAAUAUAAGACCUCGCGGCGGCUGUUGUCUGUAGGUGGUUAAGAUGAAAAAUACAACAAUGUUAUACCUUUUUUGACAGUGCCUACAGAGGUGCAUUAAAUUCAUUUUUUAUUGUCAUUAAAUGAGUAAAAGUGUCAAAUUUUACUUGGUGACGGUAUGGAAAAUCAGAAUUUAAUAUUACCACAAAAUUCUUGAAUGUUCAGCUCUUUUCCUCCGCAAAAAUGCUUUCCGGAGUAAGUAAUCCUGGCCAUAAACUAUACCCUUUUCAGUAAAAGUAUUAAAAACUUUAAGAUAACAAAUUUUAGCAAUUCAAUUAAGGAAGUUAUUCCUGGACAACAACAGGUCUUAUCAACUGACAAUGGAUGGUUCAGAAACGUCUUUGUCAAGGCCAACCAACACCGGAUUGGUAGUUUCGGUCGUUUUAACUGUAAAGAACCGGCGAUACCUCAGCUCUGAUAACCGACAUACCUGAGGUUCGACGUAAAACGUGACCACAAUUCCAGUAGAACUGUGUCUAUCAGGUGGAGUUACAUUACCACAUAUUGCCGACAAAGCAUACGCAAUCGAAAUUCCUGGUCCAUGAUAGCGAUAUUUCUAAAAAAAUUGUCUGAGCAUUGAGAACAUACAAUGACUACAGUGCAGCGUAAAAGAGAUGCCAUGACGAUUGGAAAUACGGCCAAAAAACUAGGCCACGCAGACUAGUUCCUCCGACAACGCAGAGGAAAGAGAAGUAGGCGGUAAAAAGCAACUUGUGGAUAGUGUUUGUCACAGAACUGAGCUCCGGUGCCAAAAUUGCCGACAUCGUCCGAAAAAAUUGUCGUUUUAUCAAGACCUCGUACGCAGGUUUGUCGUUGAUCUCACGAAACACGCGUUUGUGCACCAAACUGUGAUGCAAAAGGCGAGCAUUUUGCGAAUUUGAAAAGGUUUUUGUGUUAAGCAUGCUCUUGGCCUAGAAAAAGUCGAAACACACGGAGGAUGAAGUCGAAGUUCUCAGAAGACUGUGCUCACUGAGUGUCAUUAGAGACGCAGCAUUAACUUAUCGCGAUCGUAUUCGGAUUAGGGGAUCUGCUGUUAAGGGUAAAAUAUUUUCUGGGAUAGCUAGAAUGAAGUCCUUUACAGGGCGGUAGGAAUUCAUUUUAGCAGAAGAGCGAUAAUGGCAGUUUUCUAGUCGAUCGCAAAACAAUAUAUGCAAAGAUGAAGGAAGAGAUGAUGAUGAUGAUGAUGAUGAUGAGGAGGAGGAGGAGGAGGAGGAGGAGGAGGAGAAGGAGGAGGAGGAGGAGCAAGGUGAUUAUUGCUACAGCAAGGGUGCGCAAAUGCAAAAACAAAUAGGUGGUUUAUGAUGACAAAUGGGAGAAUAGGCAAACAAGCGAUUGAGAUGCGCAUGGUAAUUGGCCAUGUUUUUCGUAUCGAGUGUUCUGGAUACUUACUCAUUUCGAAGUUCUCAACCUAAUCCACUUUCAUCGAUUCUUUUAGACGAACGUUGCAUGACUUUGCAUUAACCAGUACACCCCGCCACAUAUAUACUGUCUGCAGUUACUAUGUCUGAAAAUAUAGCCCGAGCAACGCGAUCACGGCUUGCUAUGAAAGACACGGCACGAAGGAUCUGGGGGAAAUACGCAUACCGCCUUCGCCAAACGCACUGGUGAACCAUGGUCGAUGUUUUCGUUUCGCAUCCCAUCGGCAUCCAGCACAUAUAUGUGGUCCUAUGAUAUCGUGUUCGGCACGUCGGUCACAUCAUGAAAACCCUGUUUGACUGGCGGGCUAAAGCGGAUGGGGAUAAGUGCAGAAGAGUCGAGCACCAGAGCACUUUGUUUAUUGUUCUGAGCUUUCAGACUCGUGCAGGAGUCCAACGUUAAAGUUAGUAGCAGCAGCAUAACAAGCGACAGUCAUAAGGCAUGUAGGUCUAUCAUCGACCAACGGCGCAAGACUGGAGGUGACUACUCAGGGCUCUGUACGCCGACGUCAGAUCGAUAAAUCGAUUGACGAUGGACUCCUACACGAGUCUGAAAGUUCAGGACAAUAAACAAAAUGUUUCGGUGCUCGACACUUCGUCUUCCCAUAUGCAUACAUCUGGAACUCGAAAUUUCGCCUUCAUUCGCGGAUGUGGAUACCGAGAAACUGUCGAACUAACUUUUAAACUCCCAAGAAGAUUCUACGGAGAGGGCGACACGCAAUCGAGUAAGCGAUCCAUGCCAACUCGGGUCAUCUUCCUACUAAAAGUCGUAUCCUAUUGUGUGAUCCGAGAGCCGCCUGGGAUGAUUCAGCACCCCUUCUUAGAAAUAACACUGUUUACCUCCUCGUGAACGAAGGACUUGAAAAAAUUCCUCAAAAAUUGUUGCUAAGACAUAUCACUGACAAGCUGAUUGUAGGUUUUGCACGCAUAAAAUGUCGCCCGAAAACUUCAACGGCAAUAGCAGGGUGCAGGACGUUUCAGCUUGAAGGAGUGCCGGGCCAUCGAACAGCUGAGUCUUUCCCCUGACGGACAUUUUUUCCCUCAGCUGAUGCGCAUCCGAUCUUGGGUACACCUGCCAGUCAUCAGUACUUGCCUAGAUUUCCCAAGUACAUACAUCGGCGCAUUAUUUAGAGUCCACCGACAGCUAAUCGUGGUCCUUCAGCCUACCGUUGUCCCUGUAACAGAAAACAACACCUGUCUCCUUCCCCUCCAAAGCCUCUCCACAGGCUGCUACAGUGAUACUGUUCCUUUUUGACAAUCUGAUGGUAAAACAUCGUUUAUCGUGUUCGGUGCAGUUCCUUUAGAAUGAACUACGUUGGACAAGCUCGCGAAAGCAGUGAGAAGGUCUCGCCGGUGGCGGAACUCUGUGCGUGCUCUGGACAUAUUCUCACCUUCUAGGAUGCUGAAAUCCCAGGCCGAGUUAUCAACCAAUCAUCCAGAGAGACGCUCGAAGUUUGGCUUACCCCACAAACUCCUGUCAGUCGCUGAACUACCAUCGCUGUGACUUACUAGGCCUCACGAGUGCUGCUCUAUCAACGAAAUUGCAGGCAAGAAUUCAGACUGGACGCCAUCGUAAGCAAAUCCAUACCGAUCAAGUACACUGGCCGCGUGAACGUCUUUCCGACACAAACGCAAACCAGCAAGACCUCCUGUCAGGUUUGAACGCAGACACGCAUGGGUACGGCUCGUGCAUUGACGCCAGUGAUGGAUGUCACCAGCCUGAUAGGAACACAGACACUGACAAUGGCUCAAAAACUACCUACGAGACGCAAACAAACAGACACAAACGGGAGGGCGAAUAAGAGCUUUGCAGGUCUGUGACAGCAAAUGCGGACGAUGCAGACGAGAUCAAUAGUCGGCGCCACCCUCCGACGACAGGAAAGCGGAAGGCACUGACCAGCAUGACAGCGAUCUAACAGCACGCCAGUAUGUUCAGUAGCCACAAGUCCCGUAGGGUGCCGUAAGGGACAUACCUAGGACGAUGGAAGCUUGUUUGCGCUUGAAACGUUAGGAUACUAAACUUAUGGUUUCCGUGGUCGCUUCGUCUUCUCAUCAUCAAGUACCAGAUACAAGUAGCACACCAGGCGGCCACUACCUUACGCACACUGCACGUACACCCUAAGGACAGGGUUGGCCACCUCGAGAGAAAAGGUCUACAAAAUCCCAUGUUCUAGUUGUGUUGCCGUCUAUUGUGGCCAAACUGGGAAAUCUGUUUCAACCCGUAUGCAUGAACACCAGUUGUCGGUAAAGAGACGCGACCAUCUAUCCCAGGGGGCCAUGCACACACUGGACACACAUUCGCAUGGGAAAACAAUCGCAUUAUUGGCGCCUGCCCAAUAAGGAAAGGCCGCGAAUUUCUUGAGGCAAUGUACUCAGAUGAAGCAUAUAUCAACCAGCAUAUCGAUCUAGAUGCCACAUACAAAAUCGUUAAGGACAUAUUCAGACUGACUCGACCAAUCCCGAGGAGAUGAUUUUUACCAUUCAUAGAAUCCUUUGUCAGACUCGGUCUAGAAGUUGAUUGUUUUUGCACGCACGUUGUCUGAAGACGAGCUGGGGAACCAGUCUCGAAAAUGUACACAAUAAAGUUUACUGUUUCCCAAAGAAUUCCAUUUUCCUAAAUAUAUGUAGCGAGUAGGAACGACAGAGAAUGCGGGUAGAUUGAUACAGCACUGUUUCGGGCUUAUUUUGCCUUAAUUAAGCCAAUCAUAUCCCUAACCAGCAGCCGGAACCAGAAACACAAACCUGCGCACAAAAGCACCUGGCGCAAUUGAUUCACCACUGGGGCCUACCAGAUGGGUCAUAAGCACUUCAUCGAACAGAAGUUCAUCGGUGCCUUGCCACCUGUCAUUCUCUGUCGAUGCAGAUCGGGUAUUUAUCCAAUCAGGAAUGGACACAGACUGAUUUAUUGGCUUUACGAAGCAAACAAGCCCCGUAUGGGUGGCAAAGGCCACGAACAGGCAACCAAUUACCAGGCCGAAGUCGGCUAACGGCAAAGACAUAAUAGACAGGAGUGACCAUUGCUGGCCUAUCAGCUGUCAUCAAGCGCUAAUACCCGACCUCAUCUGGGGAUAACCUGAGAUUCGAUCUCGGGAUCUGGCUGAUACUUUUGUCGAUACCACCGCAACUAGCUAUACCACUAGUUGCUACGCCUGUGAGGGUCCUAGUUUGAGUCCUGAGGCACAACAGGAUCGGUGAACGGCGGUUUUCCAUAGAAAAUAUAAAUGAAGAAUUGUGUGUUCUCAAUGACAGCAGGCACGCAUUUAUGCUUUUAAUCCUAUAAUAGCUGACGGACUCAAGAUAAAAGCGUUUCACUACUCUUCGUUCAAGGGGGUUGCUAGACGCCUCCCAUGUAGUUUUCUUGUAAUUCGCCAGGACACAAAUCCGGGUUGCUCACGAUGCCUUCCACCGUAUUACAGCCAGCGUUAUUUACAUAUUAAAGACAUAUUAAAACACCACGUAAAAUACGCAGAAAAGCACCGUAUUAAAAACGCAUGUUGGCGGGCAUAGGUCUGCUUUCAAUAAAUUCUCAUCAGGCCUGUAGGUUUAUAUGGCUAUUGAAAUAAGAAAUCGCGGGCAAGCUAGAAGCCUUCCAGCUACGUUAGCAGAUCAACAGUCUGAGAUGCUAUGGAAGGCGCGCGGAUGAUAUAUUCGUGAUUGCACCGAAAAAAUGACGCCUCAGUUCUAUUGCACGAUAUAAAUCAGGUGACCUCAUUAAUAAACUGCACAUCCAGGUCCGCCUCCAUUUCCGGAUGUACUUCUGAGUAGGGAGUUUGACUGCAGUAUUCGACGUAGCGUUUAUUGCAAGGAAACAUGGUUUGGACAAUGCACCUAUUUUGGGAGAUUCGAACUCCUAGGUGUUAAACGUAAUUUAGUCCGCUGUUUGACAGAAAGGGUGAGAAGAAUCUGCUCAUCUGAUAGCAUUCAGAGAGAACUUAAGAUUGUCGGAAGUCUACUUCGCCAGGACGGGUACCCUAAUCUUUCUAUUACUAAGAACAUGACCGAAAGACCACAAAAGCCCCCGAUACUGACCGCAGGAAAGAAUAGGCUCUUCAUCAGGAUUUCAUUUCAAGGGUAUGCACCAAGUGAACUUUUAAGAAGACGCCUAACUCAAGCUGUAGCACAGACCUUUCCAGCAGCUGACUCCCGUAUACUGUUCUCCACCAGUCCCUACACGGAGAAGGCAUGGACAAACUGCCAGCUCAGACCACCACUAUGUGGGGCGGAAUAUAUUGACCGCACGAGCCGGCGUUUAUCCAAAAGAAUUAGAGAACGUCUUCUAGCAUGGUAAGGAAGGGCCUAAGUAAAGAACACUAACAGCUCUAUCCCCGCGCACACGCUAGACAAUGACCACCGUGUAGAUGCCAAAAGGCCUUUCGAGUGAUUUCUAAGGUUCCGUCAAGGUUUCCGUCAGGCUUUCUACUCAGAAGCACAUCCAGAAAGGGAAGCGGACUUGACUGUUCUUCUUCUUCAAGUGUGAAUUUGAUUGAUAGGUGCGCCUGGUUUAUCGAAAGCUGACACACACUCGUCAAAUUUCCUUUUGAAUUUUUCAGGGGGAAUUUUCGCAAAUCUAAAACUUGCUCAUGUAAAAUACAUAUAACAGCACCAUAUGACGAGCGAUUGUGGUAACUUUCGCAUAAACUCAUGGAAACUGGCAUAAGUAGUUGAUUCACGCUGAGAAUGACCAGCUCCUAGAAAUGAAGUCAACAGGAACCAAGAAACCUGGGUGCAACCAACAUCCGUAAUUUCGACGCCCUGUAGCGUCAGGGUUUGUUAGAUUUCUCCGAGUGCGGUCUCACGUCCGUUGACCUCACAAUUUGACCAGUUGCAUCGCACGUAUAUUCAGCCAAUCACAUCUGUCCAUGAAUGCAACAAACUGCUUUACCUGAAGACAUCUCAACUUUCUCCCAUAAACCCAUGAAAACGGCCAUCAGCACAAUAGACAUUCUCUUUUUACACAUUCUCAGCACUGUCAGUACAUGUCGUGUCCUCGUCUGUGAUCAUUUUCGAUCGAGAAAGCAGGGUUGGAUUCUGUACAGAAUACAUCCCUUAUUAUGGCGUCCUCCGUCUUCUCCCGCUGCCCGGAGAUUUAUCUGAUGGUUGUGCAAAGCUCUUCCUUUCACUAUCCGAGCACCAACAAAGGCUUUGCUGAACUGGUACAUUAAUAAAUUAUUAUUGUCUUAAGGCCGUCAACAGGCCAUCCGCCCAGACUUAUUCGGGUGGCAAACACGGUGUUGUUUAAGUUUGUCAAUCUACGUGUGGGAAUUUUUUCACUGUAACCAUAAUGGGAUACGGAGUGUCAUUGAGAGAACGCGGUUAAAAUCAAACGAUAAUGGAACUAGGGAAUUCGCAGCCCCUUCGGAGGGAUGGAAUCAGACUGCAGAUUCCUCGUAAUUCGUGGCGGCCUAACUGUCGCGAUUAAACAUGCGAGGAUUGUAAAUUAAUCGGCUUUGUCUUGAAUGACAAGGCCAAACAAGCGCAGCCUGAGCAAAGAACGGUGUUACGUAGAGGAUUUAUGCGGCGUCACACCUAUGGUGUAGUCUGUAUGUUAGCGAAUGAAAUGUUGGAAACUUGGGACUAUAAAUCACCAGCUACGGGACGUAAUCUAAUCACUGUCCCCGCUGCUUCGCAUUAGAAGCCCCAGUUUCGGGCUUCUGCCGUCGGAUUGAUUUGGUGUGUGGAUUAAUUAUCACUCAGUCCAAAAACCAUUCUAGGCAUUUUAUUGGCCGUUCGAAAUGCCUAAUGUUCUGUCUUGUCCAGUCUUUAUCCGUAUCUAAAUAAUCAUUUUGCCACCUAAGGCUGGCAGAAUCCUGUUCUGGGAGACCAAUCAGAUUAAUGUGAACACACUUUAUAGCUUAUUUUUUGUGCGGAAUUCCCUUUUUUCAACUAAAUCACGAAAAGUUGUAGUCGUAGAAAAAUGCAUAUAUUCACCCCUGGAAAUACCAAGGUUUGUAAACGCAUUUUGUUUAAAAUCUUGUUUGUUCUCAAUGACCACCCCAAUUAUCCGAAUAUCGGCCCAGAUCUGUCCAAAAUGAGUACAAGUUAGAAUACAACAGCAUAUUUGACGCAUAAACCUUAGAUUAUUAAAAGGAUAGGUAAAUAGUCAUGCCACCUCGUCCUUGUCUGAAUUAAGAUAAAAAAGCGUUACUUAAAUAACAUGAGUAACACGAUACUCACAGUUUUCGGGCUCCCAUUGAAGAUUGACCUACAUAGCCCAUGUUGUUCGGCGGAGGAAACUAUAUCACAAACAGUUGAUCCCUGCCUGUUUGCGGUUCAUUAUUCGCGGGCACAACUGCUUGCGGACUUCUUUUUCGCAGAACAUAUCUAGAGUAUUCGCUAAUUAUUUUGAUUUAUACUUGGGACUAAACACAUUUUAGGAUUAAAACGGUUUACUACAUUUGAAGUCUUGGUAUUAGUCUGAACAGAACCAAUAACAUAACUGUAUUUGGACAAUAGUUUAAGGUAUAUUUGGUGUUUAAACACUUGAAAAUUGUCAGUGAUAAGAAUUCUUUGAGGGAUAUCAAGUAUUCAUGGGUAGCUGCGGUUUCAUGCCCCAACAAAGACUGGCGGCUGACGACGUUUAAGGGCGGUAACCAUCUUAAAGCCAAACGCAUAGUAUUAGGAAAGAUUGCCAAUCUCAUACCACCUUCUGUGAAAGAAUUUGGAGUCUCGGUCUUACGACCCAUUGCCGUUUUAUUUUACGAUCCUGCCCUCGAAAACUCGAUCCUUUAGUCCAGGCUCAGAUGAUCAGAAUUUACGUACUUGAAGUGUGGUCGCCCCCUUCUGCCUAUAUGAAAGGCGAGAUUGAUUUAACGCGAACAACCUCUAUGGAUACUUUAAAGUUGUCUACGUUGUUCAUUCUUGUGUGGCAGGUUUUGGAACUCUUAGGAGUUAAGUGUGCUUCAUUCACCUUGUCCCGAAAGCCCGCAUACCAAACGGCAGACGUCUCCGAAGGAGAAAGGUUUAUGGCCAGAUCAAUCCCUUAUGACUGCCCUUAAUGCUAUCGCAAGUGCCGCCUCCAGGUGAGGGUUGAGUUUUAUUGAUCUGUCACUGUCUCGAAAGAAUCAUCAUCCUCGUUCGGCCUUUUGGUACAUAUUCAAAGGGUCACACACUUCCAGGUCCACAAGCUCCAAACUCCAAGUGAGACGAACGUCCGUAAACUUUAUUAAACAGUUCCUAAUCAGAAGAAACGAUCGAUAAAACAAGGACAUUCAUCAGAAGAAGAAGAAGAGGCGAUCGCUGGAAAAUGGGCUUUAUUUGCCUUACGUUUCGGAUUCUCACUUGAAUCCAUCAUCAGAGACAGUGACAGAAAAGGGUUUUACGUGCACAGGAAGUUGCAGCAUUUAUAAGAUGCAGUCGCUAUUCUACCGCAUGCCUGUAGCAGUUAACCGCGCUCCACUUCAUCAAGGUUUGGUGUCCGCCGGUGCGCUAGUUGCUUGAUGACCGGUUUGCAAGUAGUUAAUUGCUGAAAUCUCAUCACCCGUGUUGGAUGCUGGCGUGAUGAUUGCUCGGCCAUCUGGCUCACCGACUUGCGCGAUCCCCGAUUGGUCAAUUACCUUGGCCAGCCCAUGCCUCAGCACGGAGUAUGGAGUGGGGAUGUCGUUGCACUUUUUGGUAGAUUGAGGUCCCAUGAACCAUGACUCAGGCAACUCGCGGCUCACACGAUUAUGCCCUCUCGCGAGAAUUUCGGCCUCAUCGAACUUGAAUGUGUGGCCCGGGUCUCGUCGAAUGGGCCGCGACCUGAGAGUUGGCGUCAUUUCUCCGUACCGCUGUCGCAUGUUCGGCAAUUCGCGUUCGGAGUAGUCUUUCAGUUUCUCCGACGUAGUUGCUUCGUCCGUAACUGCAGCAGAUUCGGUAAACAACUCCAGAUGCUUCUUGCCGUGGCAGUGGGUCUUUUGGUCUCAUCACCUGAUGCCUCAUGGUGGCCUCCGGUCUGUGUGCAACUCCAACCCCAAGUGGCGCGAAAAGGUGACUAACGGCCUCGGAGACGUUCCUGGUGUACGUGAUCGCCCGCCAGAAUUUGGGGUCGGCACGAUUUUGUCGCUCGUCCCGCUUGCGCAUGCACCGUUGACGAAGUUGCCUGGGUAACCACUUUCUCGGAAAACCUGUCGAAGAUAUUGGGAUUCGGCAAUCUUGUCUUCGUGUUCACUGUAGUGCGUCUCAACACGCCGAUAUAGCGUUCUUACGCAACUGCGUUUGUGACUUACUGGGUGGUUGCUGUUGAAGUUCAGUAUUUGCAUCGUGUUCUUCGCUUUUCUGAAUACUUUGGUCUUUAGGCCACCACAGUUUUUGCGACAGACGAGGACAUGAAGGAAUGCCAGCUGGUUACUUUCUUCCUCCUCCAUCGUGAAUUGUAUGUCGGGAAAGACGCUGUUCAAACCCUUUUUGAACGUUAACACCUGAUCCCGUUCAAUGACGACGAAGGUCUCGUCUACAUACCGAGCCCAGAAUUUCGGUCUGUGGUGUUGGAAGACCAGCGACUCCAACCGCUGUAGGACCGUCUCGGCGAUGCAUCCCGAAAUCGGCGAACCCAUUGGUGUUACAUUCAUCAAUCAUCACGCCAGCAGCCAACACGGGAGACGAGAUUUCAGCAAUUAGCUACUUGCAUGCCGAUCAUCAAGCAACUAGCGUACCAGCGGGCAGCAGUCCUCGAUUAAGGGGAGCGCGGUUAAUUACUAUAGGUAUGCGGUAGCAUAGCGACUGCAUCCUAUAAAUACUGCGACUUCCUGUACACUAGCCACCCUUUUUCUGCAACUGUCUCUGAUACUGGGUUCAAGUGAGAAUCUGAAGCGUUAGGCGAAUAAAGCCCUCGUUUCAUCGGCCGCUUUUUUUCUUCUGAUCAGCUAGUUCCUGGAACUCGCAUCUUCGCUUAUUUCAGUUCCUUAUCUGUUUGUACAUAUACUCGAGAAUAGCACCUGUGUCGGGCCUCUUGCUGCCUUUAAACACCGUGAGUUCAGGUUACGCAGGGUGGUUAUUAGAACGGCGAGGUCCGUUUAUUACUCAACAGUUCUAAGCAACUGCCCAGCAAGGUGGCAUCGAAAGAAUCAUCAUCCUCGUUGGUCCUUCUGUUACGUAAUCCAGGGGUCGCACACUUACCAAUGUUCAACUUUAGUAACCAAUGCGCUGAGCAGCCGUGAAGUCGGUUAAGACUCUCUUAAGGUGUGUCCCUAACGUCGUUAGUCCCCAUGACUCUCCAGAGUUUAAUAGCGUCAGAAAAAUGACUGUGCGAAAACCCAGGUUGUCGACACAGUCGUUUGUGCAAAAUAAAAAGAGUAACGGUCCAAGAACUGAACUAUGGGGGACACUACUUAAAACGGAGUAAGAGUUAACUCCAAAGAACCAAUGCAUACGACUUGCGAUCUCCUUGUGAGAAACUCUGCGAUCCAUGCCACUAGCUUGUCUCUUAUUUCGAUUUCAAACAGCUUGUAAAUUAGACAUCUGUGUGGAACGCUGUCGAGAGCCUUCCUGAAAUCAACGUAGACUACGCCAGAUCUAUCCUACCCUCCUCUUCCUGUGUACAAUUCACUGGAAUAACAAUAAUGACUCCGCCUGAAACCGUGAUGGAGCGCUGAGAGUGAUUUGCUCUCCUACAGGAACUUAAUUUACGCACUCUUAGGCAUAAUUUACAGUGGGUACUGGUUAGACUGACGAGGCGAUAAUUACUCAUAUUGGUUCGAAUCCAAAUAUUACACAUCCAGUAGUUAUUUGCUGUCCUCCAUUCGGAUGGUAGUCUCCCCAAUUAUAAUAACAAAGGGAAGAUAUGCGCCAGUGAUUUGGCGAAUUCACCUGCCAAUUCUUUCAAGACCUUCUGCGGCAUAUUUUCCAGACCCGGUGAAUUAGCUUCUUUGAUAUUCUUCAGCCCACUUUCUGCAAUAGAUGCUGGAAAUAGUGGAAAUUCAGGCACUGGGCCGAUAUUUGCAACAGGAAUGUUCACAGCACGAAGAUGUGACUCUUCUUCUCUAGGUAAUACGGAAGUAAAUAAUUUUGCCCAAGUUUUUGGCUUCCUCGCCAUGUCCAACGAGUUCUAAGCCAACGUCAUUCCUUAAUCCUGCAAUCGGAUCUUGCUUUUUUAAUGACUGUUGGUAUAAUGCACUAAAAUCGUGGGUUUCUGUUCAACCUGUUGAAUAAUUUGGAACACAUCCUCCUUCCUUGCCUCGGGGACCUGCGUUAUUCCACCUUCCACUUCUCUUCAUCGACUGUCUGUUAUUACUCCUGUUAACCAGGCAAAGUGAAUAGUUAUUUUCGGUACCCCAGGUCCAAGGAAACCAUUUUAGCGAUCUUCCAUCUGCCUCUGGAUCCCUAUGAGCAAAUAGCCUCAGAUCGCGGUUACCAACUUAGUCCUCAUCAUUCUAAAAUCUACCUUCCAUAUAUAUCUUUGGUUUUCUGUCCCCUGCUGGUGCUGAGAAAAGAGUAAGUUGUCCCAUAACAGUUCAGUAAGGUUUUUGCACUUGCUACUUGACUGGGAGCUAGUGAACCAUUACUGAAGCACCCCCCCCCCUUCCCCCAGAUCACGCGAUCGCCACCUCUAGCAGGAAUCUCGGCCUCUUCGAAUUCGAAUGUCUGGCCGGAUCUCGUCGAAUGAGCCGCAACUUGAGAGCUAACGUCAUUUCUCCUCCCCGCUGCAGCGUGUUCGGCCAUUCGCGUACGGAGCUGUCUUCCGGUUUUACCGACGUAGUUGCUUUGUCCGCAACUGCGCCAGAUCCGAUAAGUGACUCCAGACGUUUCUUGCCGUGGCAGCGGUUCUUUCGGUUUCAUGACCUGACGCCUGAUGGUUGCCUCCGGUCGGUGUGCCACUCCAACCCCAAGUGGUGCGAGAAGGUAGCAGAAAGCUUCCGAAACUUUCUUGACAUACGGAAACGCUCGCCAAAAUUUGGUGUCCGUGCGGUUAGGCCUUUCGUCCCUUUUGCGUUUGCACCGGCUGAUGAAGUUGUGCUGCAGCCCCUUGUGCAUGAACCACCCGUAUCUGCUCUUGUCUCUGAUGAUGGUUUCGAGCAGGAAUCUGAAGCUUCAGGCUAA